AUGGACAGGUGCAGGAGAUACCCAGUGGACAUCAAGGCGGUCGGUCUUAUACAGAAUGGAAGACAACGGGUAAUAUAUCUAUAUAUUUAUGCAUGCAUUAUAUUAUAUUUAUUUAUAGUUUGUAGGGUAAGUUUUUGGGGAAUUUGUUAAACAUUUAUACAGAUUGCACAGACUAUGGGGAGAUAACAUCAUAUGAAAACCCCAUGUAAUUUUUCCUAACAAAACUCCAAUUUUAUAACUCCACAUCAUAUUGCAGUGAAUUGAAAUCCAAUCUGUACAAUUUAUGGUAAAUGAGACAAGAUGUGAUUUUUGCAAAAUUUGUGAAUUUUUCCAAAUCAGCAAUUUUUUCACUCUAAAUGUGCCAUUUUACUUUCAGCUUCUUCCAAUUUAGUGAUUAAUGAAUAAGCCGCCUCGUCCCACCUCUGACCUUAUCUACAUUUCUCAAAGUUUUUGGAAUGUAUGCAUGUAGGCAGAAAGCAGAGUCAGCCCUAGGUUGGGGUGCAAUAUUUUUAUAAUGACUGCGCAGAACAAAUUUAAAAAAGUAUUUGAAAUGGAAAUAUUUUUUUUCCUAACAAACAGCAGAAUGGUGUCAGCAUAUUUGCACUUUCAUGACGAUAAUAAAAAAAACAAAAACGAAUAUGUAUAUUAAUAAUAUUGCUAUUUAUUUAAUUUGUAUUGAGGGAUCUAUUGCCAUUCUGUUCAUACACUCAUCCUAAUAAAUGUACAUAUACCUUAAUAUUAGCUGUACUUCCUCCAUCAAAAUGGCACAUACUUACUCUCAUAAGGCAAGCUCUCUCUGUAGUAUACACACAGAUACAUGCACAUACUUUGCACAACAAAACAUGAAUGCCAACACCUUAUCCAUUUAUAAAUACAGCACACACUAUUAGACAUAAACACGUGCAUUCAUGCAAUAAUUUUAAUAAUGUGAACACUUAGCCUUGAACAUGCAUGUACAUGUGCACACACAUACGUACACACAAACUAGACUGGAAGAAACAUACAAGCACCCUGACCACUGCAGGCACCUGACACCCCCUCUCUCCCAACGCCGGAGAAAUGAAAGUUCCUAAGCAAGCACUUCCACGAGCUAAGCCCUGCAUUGCAGCAUCAGCCUUUACUGUUUGAAUGUGCCAUUGGCCGUGAUAAAUACACAUUAAAAAUGCAUUUCCUCACACCCUGCGAUAUGUUCUACUGACACACUACAUCUGUUUGCCAAAGUGAUUUUUCUUUAAGUCUCUUUUUUUAAUUUUAUCUUAACUUUGUUUAUAUUCUUUUUGUUUUAAUUGCUCUUGUACUGGUUUAUAAAUGUAUCUUUGCCUUAAUGUUGCCAAGACAUAUCGUGUAUAUUGCUUUCCUCAUUACCAUGUUUUAUGUCUAAUAAAAUGUAAAAUCCAAUAAACUUUGAUUUGAAAAAAAAUAAAAUAAAAAAUACCCUAUAUUACGGGAAUCAUUAUGUUUAAAAGACAGGUUUAUAUAUAUGGCUGGGACUCAAUAUUACUUAUUUUGAGUGAAAUUCCACUGGGUUUUGUGGUAGUGGAUGCUAUAUUUUUAAAUUACUUAAUCCAAAUGUCUGCAGAGCAGUAAAUACGUCUGGUUUGUCUGUUUUUCAGAUGUGCAUAUUUUCAAUUUUUUGGUCAGAUCGAAAUAACAUUCUUAUAUAUCGAACGUAUGAAAACUUCAAGAAUCUCGCAGUAAGUACAACAGCUAUUACCCAUAGCUCAAUCCUUAACAUGGCUGGGGAUGUAUAGUGUUAUUUAAGUGUAUUUCUCAAAGUGAAUUUCCCAUUUAAAGAGGACCUGUCACUUUUGGGGGUCUUUAUAUAUUUCCCAAAGAUACCCGAAAGUGACAGAUCCAGUAUGGGUCUGGUAUCCAUGGGGUGAAGCUGUCCCUCGCAGCCGCAACCAUCUUUAUCUUGCAGCCCUUUUCAGCACCUUGUGCUUCAGUUGCCCGGAGUUGAGUCAAUACUCUACUCUCGGGCAUGUCUAAAUCCCACGGCAGUCACUUGUGACGUCUGCUGGGAUUGGAGAAAUGUUGCUGCUUUUUAUCAAACUUUGUCAACCUCAAACUUGUCCAUAACACAAAACGGUCCCUACUUUGACAUUAAUUUAUAUUUGGAUUGUGAUGGAAUUUCAGUACAGGUCCAACCCAGUCUUGAGGUGCUGCAUAGAGUUCUGGUGACUAUAGUGUUCUUUUAAUCUCUAUAGAGUCCAGGGGUUCAGUCAUGUGCAACCAAACCCAUGUGGACAGUAUCACAUGGGCACUGACCUUCGAUCAUUCGUGGCCAGGCUUAAAUGUACAUGAUACGUUAAUAAAUCCCGCUGGUGGGAAUAAUGUUAUCAUAUGUUAUUAUAUAAUUUUAAUGUGUCUAUUUAGCAUUACCUUUAUUAUAUUUUUAGUGAAUUAAGUACAUGAUAUUAAGGGGGCUUGAAAAUCGCGCACUUUUCCAGUUGCUAAGAAACACACUGCACUACUGACUAUGUUGGUGCUCUUCAGAUAAUUCUGCAACGCAAUUGUAAAAUAUUUGACUUAUUUUUAUCAUGCAGAAAGAACUUAAACAGAAGUUCCCCUUGGAGUCGGGACUUGUUAACAAAUCUGAGCGGAUAUUACCCAUACUGAGAGGUAAGUGGGUGAGGGAAGUUUUGUUUUUGGAAAAAUGAAACAAAACAUUUUUUUGCAUACCAGGUUUUUUUGUUUUUCUUUAUCAAAGUGAAGGUUAAUUCAAAGCAAAUUAAAAAUGUAAGGGCAGAGUCGUUGAAAUGAAAGCACAUCUGACUUAGAGAAUGUUUGCAGUUCGGCUAGUUUGACUUUAAAUUUGAAUUCUCACUUAGUGGCUAGCCCUAUUCGUGUCAAUGAAUGGCGGGUUAGUUUGACACAGCUUCAUGCAUCAAUGCAGAUAGUAUUAUUAAGGAUACACCUGUUUGAACAUAAACACGGGAAAAUCAGAUUAGUUUUAACUAAGGAAUCAAAACUCUAUUCAUUAUGAGGGCAUUUAAAGUAAUUUAGUACCAAGACGUCUAAAAUACCAGGUCCUUAUAAUUACAGGUCGGUGCUACAAUUGCCUGUGAUAUAUACCCUUUUAUUUUCUCAGAAAAAAAACAACAAAAGAGCUCUUCAAAGCUGAAUACCAGAACUUUUAGAAAUUCAUUCAGCCUUGUUUAUUGUGCUGUCUUGUAUAAUGAUGUUUGUGUAUGAAUUAUACAUGGAGUGGUCUUUGUAAGCAUCCAUUUUUAAAUGGAUAAUUUGGCAGUCCUACUGACCUUCUCUGUGUGCCCUAUUAGUAAACAUGCUCACCAGCAAUUGUGGGGAGCAAAUAUUAUUUGUAUGGGGUGAUGGGGUUCAGGACCAGUGCAAUCAUCCAUGGGGUGAAGCUGUCCCUCGCAGCCGCAGCCAUCUUUACCUUGCAGCCCUUUUCAGCACCUUGUGAUUCAGUUGCCCGGAGUUGAGUCAAUACUCUACUCUCGGGCAUGUCAGAAUCCCACGGCAGUCAUUUGUGACGUCUGCUGGGGUUGGAGAAAAGUUGCUGCUUUUUAUCAAACUUUGUCAACCUCAAACUUGUCCGUAACACAAAACGGUCCCUACUUUGACAUUCAUUUAUAUUUGGAUUGUGAUGGAAUUUUUAGUACAGGUCCAACCCAGUCUUGAGGUUGUUUGAACAUAAACAACCUCAGUUUCAGACCAGUUUCAUACCCCCUUAUCCCACAUCUACCUUUUGCCUAUUUUAUCCAUUAACUUUUUGUUUUUUGCUAUCUCUCUAUCAAUUGGUGUUUUUCAUAUUAGCUAUAUGCAGAGGCCUCAAUAUGUAGAUUGUGAGGGGUAAUGACUACUUGUGGUGUUGUGUUUGUGGAGGUUGCAGUGUGUGGGCUUUAGAGGGGUUAUUUGGGAAGUUGUGUGUGGGGGGUGGCUAUAUAUGUUAUGUAUGGGCUGUGGAAGUUGUGGAUAUGCUGGCUGUGUAUGUGUGUUGCCUAUGGGAUGAAGUUGUUUAUAGGCUGUGUGCUUUGUGUGUGAUGCCUGUGGGGUAUUGUUGUGUGUAGACAGGCUGUGUGUGUUGUAAGUAGUGUCUGAGAUGGCACGCGCAUUACAAUAAAAGACAGUCAUGUUUUUGUUGCCCCCUUCUUGUUACCUUUGGAUAUCACUAGUGGUGAGGUGGGGGCUGGGAUUCUGCUUCUUGGAGAUUUUAUUGGAGAGCGAUUGGGGUCUCCACCUGUGGGUGGUGCAGCUCAUUGUAAACAAUGUUUGAUAUGGAAAAAACUGGUGAGUAUAAGUGCUCAAUAUCUAUAAUUAGCAGCAAAUCAACAACAAAGGGUUCUCUCUAUCCUUGUGAAGUGGAUAGUAAAGAUAACAGACAGGAGGUGAUCAGCGCUUAUAGGGCCACUAUAGUGCCAGGAAAACAUACUCGUACUAUAGUGCCCUGAGUGUGCCCCCACCCUCAGGGUCCCCCUCCCGCCGGGCUUUAGGGAGAGGAAGGGGUUAAAAUCUUACCUUUCUCCAGCGCCGGUCGGGGAGCUCUCCUCCUCCUCUCCUCCUUCCUAGCGACAUCAUCGGCUGAAUGCCCAUGCGUGGCAAGAGCAGCGCGCGCAUUCAGCCAGUUCAUAGGAAAGCAUUUACAAUGCUUUCCUAUGGACGCUGUCAUCUUCUCACUGUGAUUUUCACAGUAAGAAGCACGCAAGCGCCUCUAGCGGCUGUCAAUGAGACAGCCACUAGAGGCUGGAUUAACCCUCAGUGUAAACAUAGCAGUUUCUCUGAAACUGCUAUGUUUAUUAAAAAAAAAAAAAGGGUUAACCCUAGCUGGACCUGGAACCCAGACCACUUCAUUAAGCUGAAGUGGUCUGGGUGCCUAUAGUGGUCCUUUAAGAUUAUAUAUACAAACGGUACAGAUGAUACUCUUAGUAUAUGAAUUUAUAAGUACAACGCAAGAAACAAAUUAUGGUGCAGUGCAGUAGAUGUUUGUGAUGGGAGUAAAAAUGUUCAAAAGUGCAAACUCACACUUUUUAGAGCUGUCUCAGCUCUAUUACGAAGGCCUGGAUGGAAUAAUCGCGUCUAUAGAUAUAAGUGGAGGGUCUUUGGAGCUUGUUUUUAGGAUGGAGCAGAUAUAUGUGAAAAAAGACAAAAUAGGAAAUCCAGUGGUAUUGUAUAUACAAACAAUUGGUAUUGAUGGAGGAAGAUAUCCUACUUAUGUCACCCAUUGCCACUGGGGGCAGACUUAGAACUGCAGUGUAAACAUUCCAAUUUCUCUGGAACUGCAAUGUUUAACACUGCAGCACUAAGUUCAAUCGGGACCCUGCACCCUGCAAUGAGCUUUUUAUUAUUGCAAGUAUUAUUAUGUUACAUGUUUAUGUUUAUAUUGUAAUAAAUUGCUUUAUUUUACCAAAGUCCUUUUGGAGCCUCCAGGAAUCUUCAUAGGGGUAGUAGCGUCCCCACAUAAUUGGCACAGUACCUUCAUACCUCAGAGCCGGGAUUGCUAGGCUCACAAUAAGGGGAGCACCCUAUUUUACUUUCACUUUUCCACCUGGUUUUAACAGACUACAUAUAGUCUUGUCUCUUUUAUGUUUUCUUUCUGAUUUUCAUUUAACUACACAUUGGAGGUGUGGUACCAGCUUGAUUAUGGAGACAGUAUUCAUACACAGGCUCUUUUAAAUGUGAGUGUCCUGACUUCAAUAUCAUACAUUGUGUUCCACGCAACGUGCCAUCUGCACUAUACUGUAUAUUUUGUCUUUUAUAAUUUAUAUGUAUCUUAAGCCAAGUUUUUAAUCAAGUUACGUGGGGUAAGUUUACCUCAGAUAUGCACUUAGCGCUCCACUUAAAGGUGUAGGCCUACACUUACACCGGUUUAUAGGAAUAUGACAUCAGUCUGGCUCCCAGCAUCACUAAGCGGCGUGCGAGGGAGCUGAGCAGGAAGAUCAAAGCUCCCUCGCCGCCUCUGACAGUUCACCUCCUACAUGCCUGUCUGCCUAGCAGCACAAGCAGCCCCUGCAGCCCCACUGGACCCCAAGUGAGGAAUCUACUCCAACUCUCCCACGGAGGCUGGGUGGAGUUAAUUUAAAAUUAAAAAAAUAAUAAUAGUAAUUUGUGAGUGUUGGGGGAAAUGUGUAUGAGUGUGUGUCUGUCAGUCAGUGUGUGUAUCUGUGAGAGUGUGUGUGUCUGUCAGUUAAUGUGUAUAUGUCUGUGAGUGUGUGUGUCUGUGAGUGUGUAUGAGUGAGUGUGUCUGUCAGUCACUCAGUGUCUGUCAGUGAGUGUGUGUAUAUGUCUGUAAGUGUGUGUCUGUCAGUCAUUCUGUGUCUGUCUGUCAGUUAGUGUGUGUGUGUGUGUCUGUCCAUGAGUGUGUGUGUCUGUCAGUAUGUGUGAGUGUGUCUGUCAGCGUGUGUGAGUGUGUCUGUCUGUCUGUCAGUCAGUGUGUGUCUGUUAGAGUGUUUCAAAUUAGUGUUUGUGUAUGUCAUUGUUUGUUAGUGUAUUUCGGUGUGAGUCUGUCAGUGAAAGUGUGUGUUGGUUAAACAGUGUGUAUUUCAAUGCAUGCUUCAGUGAGGGAGUCUCUGUAAGUCAAAGUGUAUGCCGGCUUGACAGGAAGGGGUGGGGAAAAUUUAAAUUAGGGGGUGCCCAAGUUUGUUCAUGCUUAGGGCAGCACAGAUUCAAAAGACACCCCUGCAGUGUCCCUUUAAAGUGCUUUUUUGUCACUUUGUAGAGUCAUAAAUGCUAUUUAUUCCACAGUAAGCUUUCUGGAAGUGCAGGUGUCUGGUAGCACAGUAAAGGAAGGUGCCUGGCAAACAAAUAUAACACAGUCCAUGGCUUAACACUGGGCACUAAAUCUCUCAACACAGCCCAUGGCGUAACACUGGGCGCUAAAUCUCUCAACACAGCCCAUGGCGUAACACUGGGCGCUAAAUCUCUCAACACAGCCCAUGGCGUAACACUGGGCGCUAAAUCUCUCACCUGGUCUUUCAAGGAUCCUAUUCUAAAAAUUUUAGUUUGACCUUAAAGGGACACUUUAGCCACCAGAACAACUACAGCUUAAUGUAUAAUACAGCUUAUUGUACAGUAUACAGCUUAUUGUAUAAUACAGCUUAUUGUACAGUAUACAGCUUAAUGUAGUUGUUCUAGUGAGUAUAAUAACUCCCUUCAGGCAUUUUCCUGCAAACACUGCCUUUUCAGAGAAAAGAUAGUGUUUACAUUGCCCCUAGGGACACCUCCAAGUGGUCACUUCUCAGAUGGCCACAGGAGGUGCUUCCUGGGUCAGUGCUGCACAAUAAGCAGCCCUGCCGUUCAGCGUCCCCACGCUCUGCAUGGAAACGCUGAAUUUUCCUCAUAGAGAUGCAUAUAUUCAAUGCAUCUCUACGAGGAGGUCCUGAUUGGCCAAAAAGGCAUUUGGCCCCACCCCUCUGCUGAUUUUAGCCAAUCCAAUGCAUUGCACAGGGUGCGGAGCUAGCACCGGCAGAACCGCACGGCGCUGGAAUUAAGUUGAGUUUUAAUUUCUUUUUAAAGGGGCUGAGCGGGGGACAAGCCACCUAAAUGGUGGGUUUAACACUGUAGGGUCAGGGAUACAUGUUUGAAUUCUCACUUUUAAGAAUUGCAACCCUGCAGAACUAAUGUUACAACGUCAAUACAGAGUGCAAUCCAAGCUAGCAUAUUGUAGUUAUGAUGUUAUGUGAUGUUGGCUAACAAUGUCAUUGUUACUAAGGGGUUAAAUGAGAUAUUUUGAUUUUUCGAGUAUCUACUUCUGAAAUCAGUAACCCAGACACAGGUAUCGUUACAUUGUCAUGUUAAAGUUGAACAUUCCUUAUGAAGAUUUUCUUUUUUCUUCUGUGUGUGAUGUAAGGCAGAGUAAAUUGCUCUCAAUACCAAACCUGUUUAUCCAGCUCUCAGUAAGAUUGACAGGUCAAUGAGUAAUGCUCCAUGAACUUGCAUCAAUCACAAUGUUACACUCAGCAAGCGUGACUAUAACUGAUGCUUGCUAAGACAUUCACUAAAGAAACACAACUACCUAACAUGCUUUAUGCAAACCAUAUUACUUCCAUCCUUUCACCUGUCCCCAAAAAACCCCCACAGAACUCUUCAUCAAGGAAACAACUAGUUCACUCCUUUAUCGAAACUGAAUAUUCAGCUUUAAAGGAACACUAUAGGGUCAGGAACACAAAUGUGUAUAAAAACACUAUUUAGCCCCCCGUGUCACCCUUAAAUAAAUAGAAAACUUACCUUAUUUCAAGUGCUGUGUGGUUUCAGAGACACUGUACAGCACUGAACGUCGCACUGCGCAACACUGACCCAGGGAGCACCUCCAGUGGCCAUCUUAGGGGUGGCCACUAGAGGUGUUCCUAGACUGUAAUGUAAACACUGAAAAUACUCUGAAAAUACAGUGUUUACUGCAAAAAAGCCUACAGGGACUGGCAAAACAUAUCCAAAUAACUACAUUAAGGGCAGUCUAUAAUAUGAUUAGGACCCUGGGCAACGCAUUUUCUUGGGCCCCCUGGAAGGAAGUGACGCUCGGCACUCACUUCCUCCCAGCUGGCUGCCGAACAGGAAGGGACCCGAUCGUACGGUUUAAGCGUCACAGCGCCCGACCGGGCCCCUGCUGACACAUGCCCACCUUCUUAGUGUGCGGGCCAGAGCCUGGUCCAUGGAGGCUGCGCAAAUCGCGGGGCCCACUGGGUAACUGCUCUAUCAGUGCCUCUAUCAGUGUAUAUAUGUAUGUGCAUGUAAUAGAAUGUGUGUGUCCAAAGAAGCAACAUGACUUCAACGGUUGAUAUCGUAUGUGCAACAUCAUGGCAAUAUGACAACAUAUAUUAUAUUUAUACAAUACAUAUAGAUCAAUUUACAACACUGUUUCCUUAUUUGAUACUUCAUUAUUUGACAAAUCAUUUUAAAAAAGUUUUUCUGUCCAACCAAAAUUUUUGUUAUGUUUCCAUAUAAUAAUGUGCUAUCUACACUUGCUGAAAGGAAAAAUAUCUUUAAACGUUACUUCCCAGACACACAAAUAACUUGGAUUCUGGAGUAGUUUUAUUUGCAAACUGCUUGGUAGUGAAGGUCUUAAAGAGAAAGGAUCGAAUAACAAUAGUGGCACUCCACUGUAGUUUUGUUUUGUUUGUUGUGUGUGUUACUAUCAGAGAGUGAAGUAUGCUAGAGGCUAUUUGAUAUGAAUUACAGUUUAAUGUUUUAAAGGUAUACUAUAGGCACCCAGACCACUUCAACUAAUUGAAGUGGUCUGGGUGCAGUGUAAUUGUCCCCUUAAUCCUGCAACUGAACAUUUUGCACUUUUAGGGUUGACUGCCUCUAGUGACGCUGAUAUUAGGUAAGUAAAACCGAGUAGUGCAGAAAAAACCCUUAUGUCACAUACCUAGCUCCAGGGCUGACUCGAACCCACCUUCACUCCUCCCUGCCAACGUCAGUCAAUGAUUUCCUACAGGGAUUCCAGUGAUGCUGGAAGUGAUUGUCCAUAGCGUGAGGACGUCCAGCGUCAUUUAAGUGACCAAAAGUCGCCUAACCACCCAGAAGUGAUCUAGUGGCUAUCUGGUAAACAGUCACUAAAGGUUAACUCUAGCAGGUUUUAUUGCAGUUUAUUAAAAACUGCAAUGAUUACCUGCUCAAGGUUAAGGGUGCUGGGACACUGCACCCAGACCACUUCAAUGAGCUGUAUAGGUCUGGGUGCCUAUAGUGUCCGUUUAAAGAUGCGCCAAUUCAUAUGGUGUGUAUUUUUGGUUGGUUGGUAAUUACCAUCACUUGUUGAGGAAGACUGGGACAGCAGAAGGUUAACAUAGCUGCGGUCAGUUGUUUGAGAGAACCCCCUUAUUUCUGUCAAAUUCAUUCAUACUUCCUGAGACAUGACUGUCCCCCUCUUUUACAGCUACUCCUGCUUUCUUAUGUUAUGGUGGGCUACAAUUCUCCCACACUCCUAGACCAAACUGUAAAAGAGAUAGGCAUCCUUCUCUCCCCGCAAUGUACCUUUCAACCUAUCCUCCCUUCCCCUGCCCAAUCCUUUACUUCCUUUGAAGUUCACACUGCCUGUCUAUUUAAACCCACCCGUCUAUGAAUUGCCAUAAUUUAUCUAGCACCCCUCUCUCCCGCCCCACCCCAAUCCUGCUGGUCAUCCUAGGCUAUUCAUUGAACACUUUUCUUCCUGGCUACCCCAUGUCCUCUCCUCUAGCACUCCUUCCCUCAUUUUUGGGGACUUUAAUAUCUCAAUCAACAACCCUAACUGCCAUGAUGCCUCUUGUCUGCUCUCUAUAACCUCCUCCAUUGGACUCACACAGUGGUCUAAUUCAUCAACUCAUAGAGCAGGAAACACUCUUCAUCUCAACUUUAUCAAUCUCUCUACCAUCUCUAAUCUCUCCAAUGUUCUAUUUCCUCUAUCUGACCAUUAUCUGCUGUCCAUUGACAUCCGCAUACCCGGUACCCAAAGUACACAACCAUCACAACAUCAGUCUUGCAGAAAUCUCCAUUGUCUUGACCUACAGGAAUUCUCUACCAACCUCCAAAGUCUCCUUUCACUCAUCUCAAAUUUCACAAGCCCUAACACUGCAACCUUCCUCUACAACUCCACUCUCUCCUCUCAACUAGACAUCAUGGCACCUCCUACACUUAAAGGCAUUAAGCGCCCCCAAUUACAACCCUGGCACACAAAGCUUACCCGAUACCUUCAAAAAUGUUCCAGAACUGCUGAACGCUGCUGGAGAAAGUCUCACUCUGCACCUGACUUCCUCCACUAUAAAUUUAUGCUGCACUCCUACAGUCUGGCACUUUCCUCUUCAAAAGAAAACUACUUCAAUACACUCAUAACCACACUCUCCUGCGAGCCCAAACAACUGUUUCAUGCUUUUAACUCUCUUCUGCGCCCUGCUGUGCCUCCUCCUCCUACCAACUUGACCGCCACAAACUUUGCAACUCCCUUCACUGAGAAGAUCUCUCCAAUUAGGGAAGAGAUCUCUCAUCUCUCUCCAUCCACUACCAACUUUUCCUGUGACCACACUCGCUCAGAUGUCCUAUGUUCAUUUGCACCCACUACAGCAGGAGAGGUUUCUGCGUAGGGCGCUGCUUAAAGAGGCGUGCCGCUGGCCAUGUUACCAGGCACUAGGGACACUUACAUGUCUGCUGACUAGCGCCUGUGUAACACUGGUCCGGCGCCAUCCACCUCAGCCUGCUCAUCCAGGGCCCCCAGAAGCACUCCCACUGCCGUAACAGUGCAAGGAUGCUUCAAUUUCUCACUCGCAGUAUGGGUCGCACUAUGGGUAAGCUUGUGUCUGCAUGUAUCAGUGUGUGUCAGUGUAUGUGCCUGUAUGGUCCAGUAUGUGUGUCUGCAUGAGACAGUGUGUAUCUGCAUGGGUCAGUGUGUGUGUGCACAUCAGCCUGCAUUCAUCAUUGUGUGUGUGUCAGUCUGAAUGGGUCAGUGUGUGUCAGUGAGUGUGUGUCAGCCUGCAUGAGUGGGUGGAGCAAACGGGCGGCAAAAAUUUUUUGCCUGGGGCGGUAAAAUUCCCUGCACCGGCCCUGUGCGGAUGACACACAAAUUUAUCUGUCCUCCGCUGAUUUCUCACCACCCCUCUUGACUCGUGUCUCUGAAUGCCUUGCUAUUUCCAACUGGAUGGCUGCUCAUUUCCUUAAACUGAACCUGUCCAAAACAGAACUUCUGGUCUUCCCUCCCUCAAGUGUUGCUACUCGCAUGUCCCCUUUAAGAGAAAGGAUCUACAGCUCUACCUCGAGGUAUUCUCUUUGACUCUGACCUCUUCUUCACCCCUCAUGUCCAAUCAAUCACCAAAUCCUGCCACUUCCAUCUCACAAAUAUUGCGCACAUCCGACCCUAUUUAACGCCUGAUACGGCAAAGGUGCUUGCCCAUGCCACUGUCUUCUCUCGCCUUGACUACUGUAAUCCGCUUCUCAGUGGUCCUACGUGUUCCCAACUUGCUCCGUUACAGUCUAUAAUGAAUAUGGUGGCGAGGUUCAUCUUCCUGUCCGCAUGCACCUCCCAUGCCUCCCCUCUUUGUCAGUCCCUACAUUGGCUUCCCGUAAGAUAUAGGACUCAAUUUAAGAUCCUGAUACUUGCUUACAGAUCUCUACACAAUGCUUCUCCAACCUACUUACCCUCACUAUUACACAAAUAUGUCCCGUCUAGGCCACUACGCUCUGCCGUAGACCUUCAUCUAACCUCUGUUCGUACUUCUACCUCUGAUGCUCACCUUAAAGACUUCUCUGGGGCUGCACCGUUCUUAAGGAAUGCCCUUCCCCUCUCUGCUAGACUCUCACCCAAUCUCUACUCCUUCAAACAAUCUGUGAAAACGUACUUCUUUAGGAAAGCAUAUCAAUUAAACUGUGAACCGCUUUCCCUCCCUGCACCCUGAUUUCUCUCCUGAAACUGUAAUCAAAACAAAACACUAAGCCCUCAAUGGAUACUAUCCUAGCAACCUACUUUUCUACCCUACCCUUACCUUUUGUGUCACUAUACCCCACUCCCUCUAGCAUGUAAGCUCAUUGAUCAGGGCCCUCAACCCCUCUGUUCCAGUGCGUCCAACUCGUCUGGUUACAAAUACAUGUCUGUUCGUCCACCCAUUGUACAGCGCUACGGAACUUGCUGGCGCUUUAUAAAUAAUAAUAAUAAUAACAAUAAUAAUGUAGAGGGAAAUACAUAUAACCUGUGCACCACUGGUCCUUUGUAAUUAUUAGAAUGAUAGAUUAUUUGAGUCCAAGAGAUUGGUAACCAUUAGGCCCCGGGAAGGGGCAGAAACAUUAAAUCCACCCUCACUGAACAUCUAAAACACUUGUCAAGCCCUAAAAAUGCAUUCCUUAUUUCUAUUUUUUUCAGUCCACUUUCUGUGUAAGGUUCAAAUGGCAGCAGGGCAGUAAUUGUCUUUCCACUCUGAUUUAAAAUUGGUCCUUGGACUCCUCAAUCAUUUUUUAUAUUCUGGUAUUUUAUAAUAUAUUAUAAUAUGAUAUAUUAUUGACCAGCAUGCUUUACAGAAAUUCACUGUAAAGUAUUGCCAUGAAUCAAAGAUGGACGACAGAAUGUUAUCUAAACAUCUGGAAUGACUGUUUAAUAAAUGUAACCGGCAUAUGUGCAUUUUGAUGAAUGUGGCAAAACCUUUACCUAUCCCUCAAGUGUGUAAUGAGCCUCUAGCUGACCUGAAUUCAAAGGCUCCAUUCUCCUGUGUGCUCCACAACUCACAACCUGACGAUGAAGUUACAAAUAGGCCAAAAAUGUCAAAUUUGGCCUACAAAAUCUGGUCAGAGAUUGAACAUUUCUCCAAACAUCAUGUAAUUGUCACGUAUUCAUCCGCACAUACAAAUGUGGUUAAUGGCAUUUACUCUCCUGAUAGAAAACGUUGUGCCAAGCAACAUUACUGUCCUGACAGGAAAAGUUGUGCCGAGCAACAAUCAAAUCCACAGGUGGGUUUGUGCUGAGCAGCAAUCAUGCAAAUGGAAACUAGGUAAUUGCCAUUGGGGUCAAAGGCCUGCUACAGCCAAUCGGAUCCACAGGAGGGGUAUUUAGGUCCAAUUCGCCUCUUGCUCAGUGCCCUGUCGUGGUUUCAUGCCUAUGGUUAUCCAAGAGUGCGUUACUGAUCUUGAUUUUCUGGUAUUUGACUUUGGCUUUGUUUUGACUUCCCUGAUAUCUGGUAUCCUUGACUUUUGGCUUUCCCUCGUCUUUGUGUCUGAUUCUGUGUCCCUGACCUCGGCAAGUAUUUUGACCAUUCUUGGAGACGUUAAGUCCGGCCAUUCUAAUGUCCGGUUAUACGUUAUUCUUAGUCCUAGGUGUGACACAGUAGGCGUGCUGGAUCAAUUUGUAAUCCGGACAGUAAUCAAAUAACUCUCAUUGUGUAUCUCAGAGGAAUGUUUCAAGUGUUAUCAAAAAUUUACUGUGGGUCUUUGGGUCAUGAUGUUUUUUAUUGUGAUACGUAUACCUUAGUCUUGGGCUCUGUUGUAUUAUUUUUCUUAUUUUUUUUUAAAUCUUUUUGUUUAUUUAGUAGAGUUUUAUGAGUUAACUAAGGGAAAUUUUACUAUAUGCCUUUAGAUUUAGUGAGUGGAGUUUACGUUGGGUAGAUUAUACUGUUGCAUCAUGGACAUUGCAACAAUAUGUAUCACAUUUCUACUUGACUCAAUGGUAAUGUAUGGACAUACCUUUCUCGGAGCAGUCAUGGGACAUAUAAUUGUUAUAACUAAUAAUCAGAGUUCUCCUGGCUACAAUCCAGCGUAAUGAAUCAAGAAGUAUGUCUGUAAUUAAAAUUACAAUAAUGCGGAAUAUUAUAGUGUAGUAUCACUGAAAUUGAAUCUGAAAGUCUGGUCACAUGUGGCACUAAUGUUGUGAUGGCGAGGAAUUGAAAUGUUGGUGUCUAGACUCUCGAACUUCAUUGAUAUUUAAAAAAUAAAUCAUUUGUCGAUAAAAAGUUAAAAAAAAGAUGGCAGCCUUGGGGAAAAGCACAUGUGAGGCAAUCAGGCAGUUGUUUCUUUUGGCAAGAUUGCUGGCCUGUAGAUGUCCAUUGUGGAAUAGUAUAUUCAGUUUAGCUUGCAAUGAUCCAUUCUUUACCAUAAAUCAGGCCACAUGCCAAUUAACACAAUAGAAUUAAAGACUUUUUGUGUACAGUACACUCACAGAGAUUUUUGUUACAAAAUAUCAAUGUUGGUUUAUAUUCUGAAAUAAGAAGAGGUUAUUUUUGGUGUGACCCUAGGCUUCAAGGGGUCCGACAAGAAAAAAUAACUAAGAGGAACUUUUGUUACUUAAGUAAGAGAUUUCAUGGGUGCCAAAUGUUAAUGAAUAACCUUUCCUAAUACUGUUAAAAAAAGCUUUUAUAUUGAAGUACUUUGAGCGCCCAGUUUAUACAACCCCACCCAAGCUUUGCCCAGGGAAGAUAAAACAAAGGUGAGGGAAAUGUCCUUAUUGACAUUCUUGGUUACAGUGUAUAAAAGAAAAGCGCAAGUAUCUUUUUAAUAAUGACACAAUAAUAAAUGAAAAAGUUCAAGACAAAUAAAAAAAGUCAAAUUUAUUGGUUUUCUUUGAUGUUUGACCAACAGAUAUUGGCAUGAUAGUGUUCUCCCCACUGCCCCCCCCCCCACCCCCUUUUUUUAACAGGUUUUAUUGACAACAAGGAUUCUUUUGUGUUGAGCACUACUUUUGGUUUUAUUAAAUAAACAAUAUCAAAAUGUCAGCUAAAAAUACAAUCCCUUCCCUUUGUAAAGAAUGAAACUUUAUUGCAUUUAUCUACCUAAUGUUUAUUGCAUAUAAAUAUUCGCUGCUAUUUAACUUUGUGUCCCUGUAAAAGACGUCAUAGAAUUUUAUUUUGUUUGUAACAUAACACGCCAGAACCUCAGGUAUAGUCCGAUUUCCCAGAUAAGCCCCGUACCACCAUCUUAAGCCUCUAGGAUAAUGGGCAAUGUAUUUCACAAAUAUCUGCUUUGCUAAGAUAGAUUAAACAAGAUGAGGUUACACAAGAUAAGUGUAAGGGAAUCCUCCGAUACCGUGGUACUUGAGAGAGGACUAUGGGCUCAGGGGAGGCAGGUACACGGAGGCCCAGGGCCGCCAUCAGAAAAUGUGGGGGCCCUAACACAGCUCAAGGUCUGGGCCCCCGGGUGCCCGCCUCCAAGCCCCACCUCCAAAUCCCGCCCACAGGAAUACACACACACAGACACAAAAGGACACAGACACACACACAGAAAGAUACACACAUACUAACAGACACAAAUACUGAAACAGACAUACACACAUAUAGACACAUACACAGAUACAGAUACACACACACCCACAUACUGACAUACAGACACACACACAUACAUACAGACAUACAUACAUACUGACAAACAGACAUACAUACAAACUGACAUACAUACACAUAAAUACAUACUUACGUACAUACAUAAUGGCAUACAUACACAUACAUACUGAUAUACAUACAUAUACACACACACACACAGAUAGAUAGAUAGAUAGAUAGAUAGAUAGAUACAUACACAGAUACAUACAGACAUACACACAGACAUACAUGCACACUGACAUAUAUAUACUGAUAGACAUAUACAUACACACAUACAUACUGACAUACACACACACACACACACACACAGACAUAUAUAUACUGACAUACACACACACAGACAUACUGACAUACAUACAUACACACAUACAUACUGACACACACACAGACAUAUAUACAUACUGACAUACACACACAGACAUACAUACUGACAUACAUGCAUUUUGACAUACACCCACACACAAACAUACAUACAUACUUGCAGACACAUACACAGACAGGAUGCCAUUUGGACUGCUUUCCUCUCUCCCUCGCUCCGUAAGUAUAAAAUUAUUCUGCUGCUUUGGUCAUUCUAUUUUCCCAAACCCUUUUUCUCUCCCUGUCUCCUAAUCCUAAAUCCUCAUACUAUACUUUAACCACUUUCCCUAUUUCCAUUCCCCUCACCCUGUGCUAGUGACUCUUAGCCUGUUUUUCUUGUCAAUCAUUAUUUUAUUGUAUUUUUAUAUGGAACAAUACAGAAAGGAAAAGGCAGUUAAGACAAUGAGCGGUUUUCAACAAUGUCAAUUUUAAAUCCGUGCACAAGCGAAGAGAUACUUAGUGUUUGUUUUUUGUUCGUUUUUUUUUUGUUUUUUUGUCAUUCUUGCUUUUAUGAAGGAGUAAACAGUGUACAUGUUAAUACAGAUAUAACAGAUAACAGGUGCUACAUGUUUAUGUGGGUGUCAGAUUUUCUGUAGUUGGUAUAGUAGAAGAGUAGGCAUUGUGACUUAGCCUGUUUUUAAUAGUCUGUGGCCUGUAGGAAUAUGAGCACUGGCAUACAGGUAUAUACGCCAGUUUGCCAGCCUCUCCUCCUGUGGGGGGCCCAGGAGCUGGCCACCUCAGGGCCCCCCGAGGCUGGCAGUGGUGUUACAUGGCGGGUGCGCGAGGGAGCAUUGUGUGUGUGUUAGUGUGUGUGUCAGUGAGUGUGUUACUGUGUGUGUCUGUUACUGAGCAUGUUAGUUUGUAUGUGUCUGUUAGUGUGUGUCUGUUAGUGAGUGUGUGUUUGUCAGUGAGAGUGUAUGUUUUGUAAGUGAGUGUGUAUGUCUGUCUGUUAGUGAGUGUGUAUGUAUGUCUGUCACUGAGUGUGUGUCUGUCAGUAAAUGUGUGUGUCUGUUAGCUAGUGUGUAUGCAUCUGUUCAUGAGAGUGUGUGGUUAAAACCCCUUCAGCACUUACCUUUCUCUCUGCCCCGAUCUGCCUCUCAGCUCCGAAUGCGCAUGCGCGGCAAGAGCCGCACGCGCAUUCAAACCGCCCAUAGGAAAGCAUUACUCAAUGCUUUCCUAUGGACGUCCAGGUCUUCUCACUGUGAUUUUCACAGUGAGAAUCACGGAAGCGCCCCUAGCGGCUGUCAGUGAGACAGCCACUAAGGGCUGGAUUAACCCUCAGUGAAACAUAGCAGUGAGCUGAAGUGAUCUGAGUGCCUAUAGUGGUCCUUUAAGUGUAUGUAUCUGCAUGCAGUGGCGUACAUACCGCAGUCGCAGGAGUCGCAACCCUGCAACCCCUGCGACCAGGUGCCCCGCCGCCAUGUGUUGCGGCCCCGGCCCGCGCAGAGUAAACGCGGGGGGGCACGGAUCAAUUUUCACACCAGGGCUCCAUGGAUCGUGCGUACGCCACUGUAGCCUAUAGUUGGUUUUCCUUCAAACGCAUCAAGUUUUAAUGCCAGAAUGUGCACGUCUUGUGUCACGGAAAUGACGCCGAUGUCUGUGGCUCCAAAACCGAUGCAGACAAGACUGGUCAUAAAAGGAUGCAAGGUCUGUAUCCAAAUCGACAACAAAAUGACGCACAAGUCAAUUCCUUAGUAAGCUUGCUGUAUGGUUAGUCCCCACUAAGGUCUCAGACAAGAGACAAGGGGUCCCUAUCUGGAUUACCCGUUAGACUUUAUUCCUUUAUCCAUCAGAUAUAAAAGGAGCAUGUGCUGCUCAUUAGAGCCAGGCCUUCCAUUGGUUCUGUCAGAUACCUUUUUAACAGCUUUCCUUUGUAGAGGAAAGGUAUAACAAUAUUAAGACAGUUUCAAAGAAUGCAUUGUUAUGUAUAGAUCUAUACAUUUUGAUCAGGGCUACUUACUAAAGUGAGAAUUCAAGGUUAAUUCAAAGUGUAUUCAAAGUGAAUUUAAAAUUUAAGGCCAGAGUAGUUGAACUGAAAGCUGACUUAGAGAAUGUAGUAAUGUGCUGCAUGCUAUUUUGGUAACAAUAUUUUGUGUGGACAAUUUUUCACGAUCAAAGAACAAAUAACCACAAUUAUAUAUUUAUUAUUUAUAGUUUUAUACAGUAUGCUAUUUAGAAGACUAAAAUAUCUUUAUGUGGCACCCAGGUUUCUGUUCCUUCCAUACAAUGCUGGCAUUUUUGGAAAACGCGCUAUUUGCUAAAUAUUCGGAUAACUUCAUGAAUUUGUGACUGUAAUUCAGCAUUAUCACGCUGAUGUUACUAAUGUCCAAGUGCCGCUAAAAUAUUGUUACUUAACAUUCUGGAUAUCUAUAGUUUUCAUGUAGGAGGAAGUUCAGGGUUUAUGCAGUUGUACGUCAAACAAGAUAAGGAACAUUCCAAGCUGUAACGAAAUAGAAUAAUGGUCAUGCAGUAUAAACAAUUAAACCUGUUUCAUUUUAUUCCAAUGCCAGGCAUGUCAAACAUUGAGCCUAUGACUUUCCUAAAUUCCACUAUAACUCUAGGCACAUCUCCUCUAGACCAGUGGUUUCCAAACCAGUCCUCAAGGCAUGCCUACCAGGCCAGGAUUUAGGGAUUACCCAGAUGUGUCAAGGUGUUUUUUUUUCUUUUUCUGAAAACACAUUAGGCACAACCGGGUAAUUCAUAAAUCCUGGACUAGUAGGCGCGCCUUGAGGACUGAUUUGGAAACCACUGCUCUAGACAGUUUACGCAGCAAGAUCUAUGUUGACAUCAAGUGUAAAACAAAGCCUAGUGCUUAUUACUAAAUCUAUACAGUACAGUACUAACUAAACUUGCGCCUAACUUCACACAGGGCCUAGUGAGCAUCACAAAAUGUAUUUUGUUUUUUUCUUCAAAGAUGCUCCUCUGUUGUCCUGGGGAAGAAUCACCAGCCGUUUUGUGGAGAGACUCUAUCUUCUAGAAACGUACUCGCGGGAAUUGCUGCAAACAGAUGCCAAGCUCUCACAGAGUGACGUCAUCAUACAGUUUUUCACUCCGAAGUCAGAAGAUCUCAACCCUACGUUUCCCGAAAGCAGGUGUGGUGUCCAACAUUCACAUCUGGGAAUAAUUCAUGCUGUGUAACUUUGCCAAAGACCUAGUUUUGAAAAUACUGCAUUUGUUUCUUAUUUGCAUCAAUAUUUUAUCAUUAAUACUUGAAUAAUGUUAGAGGUCACAAAGCACUUAUUGUCCCGUCAUAGCCUUGUGUACAAGGAGUUCUCUGCCACUCUCUCUUCAAAAAUCCAUACAUAUCCACUGCCCUACAUCAGUUAGAAGCUGACAACUUGGCAUGUUGUCCUUGUCUGCUUAUAACCUUUGCCUUCCAGAUCUGUCGCCUGGUGCCGAUCGCGAGAAGGCAGAGCCUAACUUGAGGGGGCAGGGCCUAGCACUGCACACCCUGUCGAUGCACCUCUAUCUACAAAUGGCAUGGUCAUUGUGUACCUACCCAGCAUUGACUUUGGUCAGCUUUAGCUUAACUAGUUUCAUCUUCAGCCAGUCCACAAAUUUUGUUCUUCUGCAUCCUUUCACAGCAUGGGAAAAGUUGAAAAAAAAUAAAAAAAAUAAAAUAUAUAUAUAUAUAUUUUUUUUUUGUUUGUUUUGUUUUUUUAUGUUUUAAUCAAUGGGCCUAUUCUGUGGGCAUGGACUUGGAGCAUCAGUUCCAUUAACCCAUGUGUCAAUCCAGCCCUGCCCUAUAUAUCCACCCACUUGGACACCUUCAACCUGGAGAUUUAAUAGAUUUUCUUGGUAUUUUAACUAUUUGAGUCAUGCUACAUACCUAAGUUACAUAAAGCGUAACUUAAAAAAAUCAACAAAAGGUAUGCAACCAAAAUUUGUUGGUUGCAUACCUUUUCAACACUAUUAUGAUGAAACCAAAUGCCUGCAUAAUAACAUAAUCUGUUUAAAGGAAUGCUGUGGUGUUAAGAAUACAAACAUUAUUCUUAACGCUAUAGUGUUCUGUUCCUUAUUUAGAUACAGGGCUCCCAUAAAUAAAAUUUAAAAAGAGAGGGAAAGGGUUUUACUCGCCUUUUUCCCCCCAUAAAAUCCACUGCUUCUCUUUGAUCAGCAUUACAAGACAUGCUACAUCCUCAUGCAACGUGUGAGGAAGUCUAGCGUCAAAUUAAUGAGUCUGACUUGGUUAUUGCACUGGAGGCGCCUCUAGUGGCUGUCUGGGUCUGGAAGACAAUCACUGCAGGUUUUCCUAAUGUAAAUAUUGGGGUAUCUACAAAACAGCAAUGUUUUACAAUGUAGGAGUAAAUUGACAGGGUCGUGCACCAGGACAACUUCAUCUCAUCUGGGUUCUGAUAGUGGUCCUUAAUUGGAGUCCACCCAUGUGAAGUGUUCAUUCACCACACAAAAGAUGGGUUCCUUCUGGUUUCUAGAGCACUCCUUGUGAAAAUUAUUGUUACACCGUAACAUCGGGGUUAUUCACAGUUAGAUAUGGACUUUAUUGACUAUAAUUCAUAAACAGUUGGAAAUUAAUGUUGAAUUUAGUAUGGCUUAUUUCACAGCAUGGUGAUAAUGCCUUCAGAAAAUGACAAAGAAAAUAAGGAAGUCAAAACUGCUCCCCAGCAAAACCUUCAAACGAUCACUCAGCCAAUUAUAUCUCAGAGCUACUUCUGUCUAGAAAGCUUCGAAACUAAAGAUACCAAAAACCGACCAUUCAAAGUCAAGAAAGACGACACCAUCGAUGUCCUCAUUAAAGACUCGACUGGUGAGUGUUCUGACUUUUUGUCCAUCCUUGAUGUAACCACUAUGAGUGACCACAAGUGGCACCAUAACAUCGUACAGGAAUACAAAUGUCAAAUGAUUAUGUUAUCCCUGGCCAAUCAAUGGCCCAUGUAAAUAUUUUACCAGGAGUGUACAUGACCGCAGUUACAAAGUCACAUUUGCUUGCUACUUUGGUCACAUGCAAAAAUAAUGAUAAACAAAACCAGGUGUUCUUUAUAAGGUAAUAUAGAAAACCUAGUCUAAGUAUUACAUUUUUGCAUAUUUCCAUUAAAAUAUUCUGUUGUACUGACAGGUAAAUAUAUGAUACGGUAACAUCUGGAUUACGUAUUCUCUUGCAGGAUGGUGGUUAGUGGAGAAUAAAGAUAAACAGCUGGCAUGGUUCCCCGCUCCAUAUCUUGUAAAAAGCAGAGAUGAAAUUAAAAUAGACUCAACGAGCACUGGUGGGUAAUUCGUAUUGUACGUCAAACUAGCCUACUCUUUGAUUAAGAGACUGACUUUAAUGCUUUUAAAUAGCAUUGUCCUUUGCGUCAUUGCGUCCAUUGAUCAUUCAUGGUCAGGAAGUGGCAAAAUGGAAGAGGAUUAGAGCCAUUAUUGGGAGUUGUAUCAUGAGGGUGGAAGGAACGUGAAAGUGUGCAUUAUGUGUUAGAAUGGUCAAGAUGUACAAGAUAAACAGAUUUAGAACAGGGCAGAAUAAUCGAUUAUCACAUACUGAGUCUUGGCAAAAUUAUCUGAUUAAUUUACGUAAUUAAACAUCUGAUGAUCGUAUGUGUUAUUGCCAAGCCCAAAUAGAUAAAUUAAAAAAGAACUGGAGGCCCAUCCAGAGAUCUUUAAACUACAGGAGUCCACGUGGCAUUAAAAAAACCUACCUUCUUUAAAAUCGUCUUUCCGCCAUAUUGUAAUGAUUCAAAUUAUUUACUCAUUUACAUUCAUAAAAUGCAUGGUUUGGUUCAUUAACUUAAUGCAGUGAUUUGCCCAAAGUCCUAAAUGAUGACACUUUACCUAUACAUUGUUUUUUACUCACAAGCAGAUUCAAAGGUAGAGCAAGCAUUUUGUCCAACAUAUCUUUAUAACAGAAUGUACCAAACAUUCUGUAGGACAUCUUUUAAAUGUAGGCCAGCUUCAUAAGGAUGAAGGCAGUCACUCUUUUACUGCAACUCAGUUUAUGUUCACUGUUGUGUUUAACUGGUUGAAAAUGUUUUAUUUGUGGUGCUUUGUACAAAAGCCACUGUGGGCUAAAGAGCGUGCACUGUUUAAAUACAAAGUAACUGAAUUUUUUUUCUCUCCUUCAUUUAGGGACAUGUUACUUUGCGGCCAAGGGUUAUGAGGCGCAAAGUGGAGAUGAGCUCUCACUGUCAGUUGGAAUUGUUGUAGAUGUAAAAGAAAAAUCAGACAUUGGUUGGUGGUAUGUCUGGUGAGGACUAGUUCAAUAUUUCUAAAAACGUGGCACAGUACCCAUGGCUGUAAACCAGGGCCGACAUAACAUGUCUAUAUUUAGUAGCACAGGUCAAAUGUGGGGAUUCUCCCCCACCCCCUCCAGUCCAAAUCUGAGAACUUCAUGUUAAGUUGUCUAAGCCAAGCUUAAAUUAAGAUAUCAUUCAACUGACAGUCAGGAGCCGGAAAGACAUUUACAAAUAAUAUCUCUCUAUUUAUACAGGCAGGCAGUAUGGGCUUUCAUUUGAUUCCAAAACAACAAAUAUAAUUAUACAUUAUAGGAUUAUUAAGGUUUUUUUUGCUUUCAUACUGAAUAUUCAAAAUAAUGUUAAUUUACCUUUUUGCCCCAUGGCCCCAUGGCCCGAUGGAAUAGAGGCAUUAUUUUGAAUGGAGCUUUCCCACUAUCAGACCAACUCCGUACUGAUAAUUGUAACCCCACCUGUAGCAACAAUAGCCAAUCAGUCUGGAUAGACCACUCACGCACACUCAAUCUCCAAUUCCCAUAGACCCAAAUGAGCUGUGCCUUAACUAGCGACGGCAACAACGUCUCACCUACCCCACUAAAAACUAGGUUCUUAAUCGCUAGCCACCAUGCAAAGCAAACCUUAUCGACAACCCUCUAGACACAGGAAGCUACCACUUUCCAUCCACGGGGAGUUAAUCCAAGGAGUAUCUAAGUGGAAUAGCCAGCCAUAAGUACCGAGGCCAAUCCCACUAGGCCCAUUGCCCACUUCGCCUUACCAAUACUAGGUUCCAGAUGCGUUGUUAGCGAGCACAGUGUGUUACACACUCAUAAUAUUAAUAUACCACUCCUCGUUACUACCUACCAGACUAGUUAAAAAAAAAAAAAAAUGUGCAAAUUGUAUUUUGUCUAUGCCUUAUACAUACCAUGUUAUCCUGUUGAAUAAUAUGUCAUUGCUGUUGUGACAAUACAAACGCAUAUGCUCUAUAUUUUGUACAGAAAAAUUUAAAGAUUUAAACUAAUAUUUUUUUUUGCAUGAAAAAUUUAAAGAUUAAAAAAACAAUAAUAAUAAUUGACAAAUGUUUAACUAAUCAUAUAAUUAUUACAGUAACAUGCAAAAUAUGAAAAAAAAUUGUCUACAGUGAGCUGAGGUAAAAUGAUUCCUGGUACGCUCAUCAUUUUCACUGAGAGCUUUUUGGAUAUCAUAAAUCCCUUUGUAAUCCACAUGUCCGUUUUAUACAGGAAGUAAUACAGUGCCGCCUGGUAGGCCCAACCACAAUUAGCUUAAUUCAUUAAAAAGUUCUAUUAAGCUAUUUGUGUAAGCAUGCACAUUAUUUCAUGUUUCGCUCAUAAAUAAUCACACAGUGUAUAUAUAUAUAUGGAAUCUAUAUAAACAUUUUCCUACCACACAGCCCAAACAGACUCUCAGUAUAGUGCAGGACUAUGUAAAUAUGUUAGUAUUAAUGUACUGUAAUGUGUAUAUAUUACUAAAAUCCCUUUCAUAUAUGUGUAAUUUUUUUUUUUUUUUUAAAUGCAUCAAGAUACAGGAUAUUCAUGGCAUUUUGAUUCAAUGUUAAUUCACAGUUAUUGUGCCAUUCGUAUAAGACCUUUUAACCACGUGAAUAUUUCCCAUUUCUUACAGCUAUAACGGGAGGUGUGGAUAUGUCCCGUCCAUGUUCCUUAAACCGUAUGUAAAUCCUCACCAGAAGCUCCAGGCUAAUAACGUUAAAAAUGGGUUUGGUUCGACUCCAAACAUCUUUGAGGCAGCGAGAAGUACCGAUGUUAGCAGGGAGUUGGUAUCAGAAGAACCAUGUGUUUUUAAUAAAGACAUGAACGGAAAAAUAAUCCUGGACAAGAGAAAGUCUCGAUCCUUGAGUGGGCUCCCAAACUUCGCACAAUGUUCUCCAGGCAUCUCUAUUCGGUCAAGUAGACAAUCGGCUCAAUCUGCUGUGGCCUGGAAUCACCAGAAUUUGGAAAACAGAAUGGAGACAAGAAAGGACUCUGGCUUUGAUGAACCUCUUUCACCUUGUUCUCCCAAUUUAUCUCCUCCUACACUUUAUAAUGACAAAAUGAUGACACCGAGGGUGCCACCAAGGCCCACGAGUCAAGAAAUACAUAACAGAUGUACCACUGUGACUAGGAAAGCAGCCCCAAAUUCAAAGAUCUGAGGAAAACUAGAUGGAUAAUUAAUCACUAAACAACAAUUUUUCAUGAAUGUACAGUGUAUAUAAGUGCAUCUCAAGGUAUCUUACAGCUCCGUGUCAAUAAAACUCACAAGGAUGUGACGUGUAGCACGAUAAGACUCACAAUAUGAGAGUGUCGCAGGAAUCCAAUGUAAUAAUGUGUCUUGAAUCAAUAAAUACAUUUUUUUUUGGUUCUCAAUUUAUCUAUUUACCCAAUGGUGAAUGUUUUUUGAACUUGCAUCAUUUAUUUAGUUGCAAAUUUUCAUCUCAGAGCACUGUCCAGACCAGUGGUGGCCCAUUUACGAUAUGUUCACCAUUGCUGAAUUAGCAUUAGUCUGUGAAAAUGUACUCUUGUUACACUAGUAAAAUCUCUCACAUUUCUGGUUGAGGAACAGAAGUCUUGCUUACGGAAUUCUUAUGUCAACAGUGUCUCCACCUGUUACCGCGUUCUCAACCAGCCUCUAUGAUGGCACAACUUUGACAUUGCAUCUUCACAGGUGACCAUUGAAUCUAAUCCAUUGUUACCGAAGGCCAACCGUUAGUUAUACACCCAACACACCAUUAACACAGAAUGUAUUCGUUGUUUUAUUGAAUGUGUUCACCAGACGUCUACAGUCUAUUCUCUGUUCUGUGUAUUUACUUAUAUUUCUAAUUUGUUCUCACAGUGACCUUUUAAUGGGUGUACUUUGGUUUUUACAUUCUUGUGAUUAUAUGUUGAUUCAAAUAAUUCUAUAAAAUUUUACGUUAAAAUAAAUAAAUAAUUUUUUUUUAAAGAUGAAUCCAUGUAUAUAUAUAUUUUUAUAUAUAUAUAUAUAUAUAUAUAUCACUCCCUUUAGAAUGUAAGCUCAUUGAGCAGGGCCCUUCACCUCUCUGUUCCUGUACGUCCAGUUGUCUGGUUACAAUUACAUGUCUGUUAGUCCACCCAUUGUACAGCGCUACGGAAUCUGAUGGCACUAUAUAAAUAAUAAAAUAAUAAUAAUAAUAAAUAAAUAUAUAUAGAAGGCUUGGCCUGUAAUUGUGGGAGGUACAUGGAACCCUACUUAAACAAAGUGAGCCCCUGCUUACCUGUCGUCGACGAUCUCGGAAGUGAUUCGCUUUACUUCUGGUUCAUGUGAUCCCGAUGUCAUUUCCCGCCCGCCGGCAGUUGCUUUGUGUUAGGCCUGAUGAUCUUCAUGUGUGUUCCAGUCAGCUCUGCCUGGCUGCCAGCAAGACCCUCAGCCAUCAGGUCCGAUACCUGGUGGGGUCAAGUGUCCCCUCUACUGGAAGCAUACCCGUGGCUCCACGUUUCCGGUUUCCGGCUUCUAAUCGUAAGUCACACUGCGGUACCGUUACCCCAGCUCGUUUUACAUCCAGGGUCAGGUACACACGUGAUACCUUCCUGGUUCCCCGUGCCCGGCUAUGUAUCUCUCUGCAGCAAUCACCACGUGGAAGCCGGUGAGGGGGAGUCACUCAUGCCAUGCUUGUCAUUAUGCUCAGGUGAACAAGUCACUCGUUGUGGGAGGAGGGUGUUUGUAAUAAUUAAUCGACAAUAGGUAAUCAAAGGUUAAUCAAUAAGUUCAGUAAGAGAGAGGGAAGUUUGGGCACUUGUUAAUACAUAAUGUACAUAUCACAUCGGUUGCUUUAGCACUAAAUUAUUGAUGUCAGCAUUUAAUGGUAAACCGCUGCAUCCAGGAUCACCCUGUACAUUUGUUACAGGAGAUAGAGCCAGGCACAGUUCCUUACCUAUACAUAUGCUGCCCGAACACACUUGCAACUCUUCAGAGCCAAUUUCACUUUCAGCUGUCGUCACAGGCUUUCUUCAUUAACCUCUACACUGACAGCUCAGUUACAGUUGUGGUUCUCGCCAUCUGGUGGCGGUGGGUUGCAUGACUAAACGGUGCAUCAAACACACCAUAUGUACCAUUCACUAGGUGAACCCUCUGACUCUCUGGGGUCCCCGGCAACGAGUUACAACCAUAUUCACCCCCCACGUACACACAAGGCUCAGGGCGUGUAAAGGGAUCCCCUUUGAAAUUUGCCAUGUACCGGCUCCGUUUAGCCAAUCAAGCGGUUAAUAGAUUAACUCCUCUACAAACGUGCGGUCCAUUUCGUGGACAUCUCCCUAUUUUGUGCUAUUCCCCCCAUUUAAGCUUGUUUCAGCUUUUCGUUUGCCAGAUAGUCAUUGUCUGGCUGAUAUCGCCACAUUGUGGCUUUUAAAAUGUUAAUUGGUUAUUUGCAUUUAAUGUUUUGCAAACUUUUGUUUAUUCCACAUUUAUUCACAUUACAGUAAAAGUUAAACUCCGGUCGUAACAGAGCUGGUAAAGCUUUUCAUUCAAUUUAAACAGCUUUCAAUGGCAAAGCAUUUAUUUUGUCACUCUAAAAACAUCCUUGUUAUUCUAUUCUCUAAAAUAUACAAAAUCAGUAUAUCCUGAUGGCAGUUAAGGUAUAAUUUUAUUAAGGUAUUUCUUCUUAUGCAUAGCUAAUGUGUUUUAUAUAAUUAUGCUAAACCGGGCAAAAUUAUGCUUAGAUUCUGUCUUGUGCAUUGCUAACUGGCGUUUCGGUUAAACUUUCGUAUGUAUUAUCCAUUCGCAUGCAACACUUAUGUUUUUCCAUUAGUAUACACAGAGUAUACACAGAGUAUACACACAGUCACACUUUCGCACAAACUUUUGUUUAUUUGUAUAAACUGCCUCAUAAAGUAUAAAGUUCAUUCCGUUUAUACAGCAUUAUGAAACUUUUUUUUUUUUAAACGGCAUUGCAUGUUGCAUUUCGUUUAAUUACCUUGUUUUUCUUUAAGUCAUCCGUUUCAUGGUAUUUAUGUCUUAAUUAAAAAAACGAACAAUAUCCUAAUCAGGAUGUCCUAUGGCAAUUAAGGUCAUACUUUCACUGUGUUUUUUCCUUAAACCAUAGCUAAAGCAUUUUAUUGGUAUAUGAGUGUGUUAAUAGGUUUAUAUUAUGCUCUACUUCUGUCUCCGGCAUCUCAUGUUCCUAAUUACACUAGGCUGUAUAUAAAUAAGAUGACAAUUAAGUAAGUUUUUCCCUCCUGUUAAAGAUCGUACAAUUACUGUUACUGAUUGCUAAGGGGCCUUAUGGGUUAAAUACACCACAAAUAUAUAUAUAUAUAUAUAUACACACACCCUCUAGUGGAGGGACAUGACUAUCAAUAAACAAACGUUACCCAACUGAUCGCAUAACAUUUCAACGAUUCGUCUCUGCCGUCAGUAGUCAUGGUACGGGUAGUAAUUAUUGUACAGUUAGAUAAUCAUGGUGUUAUAAUUGAAAUAUCAACUGGUAAUGGUUAUGGUGUUACAAUUAUAAUGUCGUACAGUAGUUUUGGUGACGUCAAUGUAAUGUCGGUAGUUAUGGUGUCAGUCAGUAGGUAGGGGGUUGUGCGAAAUUAUACACUUUACACACUUUUUACUAGACCGCUAAACACCAAAAACUCAAACCUGUUAGCCAGAUACGGAUCGUUCUUUCCACUACAGUAUACGUUAUACAGGACAAUCAGCAGGUACGUUAACGAAAUUAAACCAGUUUGGGUUAGGACAAGGUUUAAGCUCUCGCUAAUUUAGGUAUGGUCCCGUAGGCCUCCUCGCCUAUAAGUCAAGUGCUCCCGCAAGGCAUACAAUCAGCCUUCCGUUCAGAGGUUCGAGCCCAAUCGGCCCAACGCAUAGUUAUAGCCUUGCAUCAAGUCAUAGUUAGGGCCUCACCCGUCACGGCCAAUCAAUUUUACAAUCUUUUACAUGGCACUCAGAGGCCAACACCCCGCCACCCACCUCAGUGGCACAAAGGGCCCACGAGCCAAAUCGUAGGUAGAGCCUCUCAAAGCCACUUGGCAAGUAGUCAGGGCGUCACCUGUCGCCAACAUAAGCUAGUUAAUACAAUUUCGCCUGUAGGCACUACUCUAGUAAGCUGGGUCACUACAGAUCUAUACGGUACCUUACUAAGCAAGUCAUCUGCCGCACUUCCUUAGCAUGUCUAACGCUUCUGUACAAAGAGACGUUCUGUCAGUUACCAGCACCCAUCUCAGUUCAGGCUCGCAGAGAGUACUAUACAAACACCGACUGGGGUUCAGUUACAAACGGAAUGGUUUCUAAGGCAUUUUUCGGGUCUCAAAACACCUUCCUGCGCCAUAAGCUCAGCAACAGCCAUAUAAUCAAAUUACGUCCUGGAAACGUAGCUAUUCCCUCUACCAGUAAGCCAACGCUGAUUAUCAGUCCAACACAUCCCAGAGGGAUUUUGUUAAGACAAAGUAGGCAGCCAAUUUGUUUUCUAGGGAAAGCACAAGUCUGCAAUAAUUUCAAUGCCGGUGGUUGUAGUUAGAGUACUGGUAGGCUUCUUCACGUGGGCUCACUUUGUUUCAGUGCACACGCUAAAAAACAAUGUGCUCCUACAGGCGGUACCCUAAAAUCUUCCACCCCAAUAAACCUUCCUAAUCUACAACGCUACCUGUCUACUCAUCCUUCUUUACAUCUGGUAGAAUUUCUCACGUCUACUAACGGGUUUUACACAGGGUUUGUGUCACUCCACAUAGGUAUUUGGAACACCCAUCCUACAGUCAGCACUCACAGUUCCCAUCAGAAUACAAAACUCUUACUUAAAGGGACACUGUAGUCACUAUAACCACUUUGUCUCUUUGAACUGGUUAUAGUGCCUGGAGUGCCCUGGCACUGUCCCUCCAUUCAGUGUUGCACCAUGUUUGUGCAGUAUGCCAGAAAAUAAGAGUCCCUGGCCACCCACAGUCCGGCCCCUUCAGUAUGUGUAGCUAAAGCAGAGAUUACACACUUCCUUGUUGUCAUACCCAUCCAUACCGUCAGUUGGAGCUCUGACAGGUUAAAAGCAGUCAGCUGACACUCUCAGCCAAUCACAGCUGCCCAUUGCCUCUCAGGGUAAUACUUCCUUAUUGGCCAAAGCAGCACAGAGGGGAUGGACUGCCGUGGUCUCUUGUUUAGCAUUAAAAUAUUACAACAUUAAAAACUGUUUAAUGCUGAAAGAAAUGAUGGCACCAGGGGACUCCAUACACUAUAACCAGUUUAAUGAGAUGAAGCAGAUACAGUGCCUACGGUGUCCCUUUAAUGAAAUCACCAACGGUUUCUUGAUAGGGCCUUUCACAACACUACCUUUACACCUCCUGGAGCACAAACCCCUAGGAAUCACCUCAGGAAUUUUACAUUUUAAAGAGACUUCUCAUUGAUUUUUCUGCACCUCACUCACCCACUUCUCCUAGCUUAAAGGACCACUCUAGGCACCCAGACCACUUCAGCUUAAUGAAGUGGUCUGGGUGCCAGGUCCAGCUAGGGUUAACCCAUUUUUUCAUAAACAUAGCAGUUUCAGAGAAACUGCUAUGUUUGUGAAUGGGUUAAGCCUUCCCCCUAAUCCUCUAGUGGCUGUCUCAUUGACAGCCACUAGAGGCGCUUGCGUACUUCUCACUGUGAUUUUCACAGUGAGAGCACGCCAGCGUCCAUAGGAAAGCAUUAUGAAUGCUUUCCUAUGUGACCGGCUGAAUGCGUGCACAGCUCUUGCCGCGCGUGCGCAUACAGCCGACGGGAGGAGAAGAGGAGGAUCGGAGGAGGAGAGCUCUCCGCCCAGCGGUGGAAAAAGGUAAGUUUUACCCCUUUCCAGAGCCGGGCGGGAGGGGGUCCCUGAGGGUGGGGGCACCCUCAGGGCACUAUAGUGCCAGGAAAACGAGUAUGUUUUCCUGGCACUAUAGUGGUCCUUUAAAUACACUUUGUCUGUGGGUUUACACUCAGUUCUAUUUCUAUGCAGGCCAACCUGCCACAAGGGUAAGUAGAUAGAAUUAUUUCUUACAUCAACAUCUGCACGUCACAAGACACUUGCACCAGGAAUCAGCUACAGUCACUACCCGGUUCACUCAAUUUUGCGGGGAGAAUAAUUCCACAAGGUAAGUCUUUAAAUUCCAGAAUCCUCUCUCUCUGGCAUGGUCUCCCUGUCGACGACUCCACAGCUCCCUUAGACAAACCAGCUAGAGCCGAUAUUAAGAAGGUGGCGUCUGUUCCUGUCCUCUUGGAAUGGCAGGUCUCUACUUCCCCGUUUCUGACGAUUCCCCUGUGGUCCGGACUGACGCAUCAGGUGCCGUAGAUUAGGCAGCAAAUUUUGGUUACAAAUGGGUACACGUCUCUUGGCUUGAGUCUACCUCGCUAGUAAAUUUCAAUACCACCUCAGCAAUAUUUGAAUCUAGGAGUUUUAUCUGGCUAGCGGCAAAUCUUCAAUUCUGCAUAACUUAUGUUCACUAAUCCGGGUAUUCAGGAUAAUGCAGCUGACGCUCUCCCACACUCUAAUCAGGCCUAAUUAUGAGUUAAAUACUCUGUUGCUCCAUAGUAGGUCGCUCGCACAGGCUGGUUAUACCUUAAUUUAAGAAAGCCUAUUCCAAGAGCGUAUCAGUUGUUUAAAGAUUUGUUUGUGUUUAUUGUGUGAUAAAUGUUUCUAUUUGUAACUAUGGUCGCAUUUACAACUUUUGCCACUUUUCUCCUAAAUUAGUUUACAAUACUAUCAAACCUUACUUCACAGGCAUACACAUUUGUCUAUUACUCAUACCAAAAUGAGCCAUACUGGUCCUCCAGUAGAAAUGAAAUAUUACCCUACCUCUACCAAAUCAGGUCCUAUCCACGUUUUGGAUAAUCUAUUGGAAUCUCAACUCACUUCCAUCCCCGAUUCCCCACUAGUAGCGGAAACCCCUAACCAAUAAACGUUUUAUGCUUUACAUUCGUACGAUAUCACUCUGACUAGGACAUAACCCUCAUUCCUUCUCGGGCCAUUUAUUCCGCUUUGGACCAGCCACAGCUGCCUCCGGUAAUAGCGUACCAACUCACAUCAUUAAAAUAUGGGUCGGGGGAAAUCAUCCGCAUACAACAAAUACAUCCCAAUCCCGAGAAAUAAAUAAGAUUGGCUUUCUGUGAAAUGUCUAAAUAAUGACCUGCUGAAUAAAUGUAUCUGACUUGUAAGAUUCGCUUCCUAUAGUUUGACAUUUUUUACAGGUCUAACCUCACGUCAGUUUCGGCACACCUCAACUGACUUUGCUAUUACUAAUAUUGCUUCUUUAUUAUUGUUCCUUACGUCCUCGAAAUGUGCCGUACACAAAUAUAUAUAUAUAUAUAUACACUGUACAGUGUGGCAUAUGCUGAGUAUCAAUUCAUUAGCAACAUAGUUGUGGAAGACUAAUAAACUUGAAAUAAAGUGCCCUGAGUGAAAGAUGUUUUAUGUUAAAUUUGUGAAUACAGGGGAAGGGGGAUCCGAUGAGUUCUAUGUGAUUGGAUAACAGAACAUCUAGGAUAAACGACUGCUCUGAAUGGACAGUAACAUUGAUUUCUAAGAAAGACAGUCAGUACAGUUACUCCUUGCCUUUACACUUACUUAAUAACCUUGGGCAUAUUAUCAAGGCCUAUCCCUGUCUGCCCAGUACCGUGGUAAUGUGUGGGGCCUCAGUGGUUAACCUCUCAAGUAACCAUAACUUGACACACCGAAAUCUCUUUUAUGUUUAACUCACCCAACCCUGUCAUUUCUCUGUGACUGAAUGUUUGCAAUGAUUGUCUGCGUGCAAUCAAGGGGGCGUGUAAGUAGCCACGAUCCCCCUUGCUCAGCAUACCAUCCCCAUAAUGACUUGGGGCUGACCACGUGAUCGCAAUAUGAUCAUUUUUCCAAACUUUGUUACUAAAAUCCUCACAUUAAAAACACUUGUUUUUAUUAAUUAAAUAUAUUUUAGACACUAAUUAUGUUGCUAUGUUACUUUGCUUUUAUGUGAUUUAGUUUGCUUUUAUGUGAUUUGUACUGUACCUAUGUCUUAUGCAAAUGACGUCAUUUUGGCGCCAAAAUUUGAAUCAACAAUUGAUUACAAAGCUUAUAAAACUCUUCAUGAUCCAUGUAAUAUACUCAUCCAAGAAUCCUUAGGUGGGGAUUAAACCACCAAUACUAUCAUAGUGAGCAGUAUUUCCUGCUCACUCGAAUGUGAGUAUAAUACCGUUUUAUUAUCAUCAUUUUAUCUAUUAUAUACAGAGAGCACUAUUUUCUGCUGUUUCUCUCCUUACAUCGAGACCUUCUUCACCUCAAGCUACAUAUCAUCUACCACCACCUACAUCCUACCAGUGGGGGAUUGACGCCACUGAACGCUAUCCACACCUGAGCUUGGAGUAGCUCUAAAAUAGGUGAGUGGAAAUACCACCCUGCUGUGAAGUUUCCCUUUCCAUUCCACUGUUUGAUGCAGUAUACACUAUUGGAGUCUCUCUUUUUUAUUCACAUAUUUCAAUCUGAACUAUGAGAACCUGACCACAAUACAAACAGACAUAUAUCUAAUUCAAGCUCCUGCAAGUCAACCUGGUUUCUUACCUGCUCAUUUAAUAUAAGGACUAUUGUAUAUUUUGCUCUGCCUGAUAUAUGUAAGUACAUUUCUGCAUUUCAUAUUACUUUACAGUUUACUUGUGGCGCGACCUAUUUUCGUUUGUAUUUGUGUAUACCUGAACUAACUCCUCUUCUUUUCUGUAUGGCCUGAAUCAAAUGCCUCAAUAAAAAAAAAAAAAAGCAGAUUGACAAAGAAAGAAAGUCAGGGAUAUUUACUAAAGUGAAUUUCAAAUUCAAGGUAAAAAUAGCCCAACUGGAGACCGUCGCGAAGUCAACUAUUCUUCAGUUUCAGCUACUAAAAGAUAACAUUUACUUGGAAUUCUCACUUUCAUUAAUAACCCUUUGUACUCCAGAAGAUGGAAGUUUGGGAGUUAUGUUGUUACCUAUUCAGGAGACACAGUAACAAAACCUGCCCAAAUUCUAGAUGUAAAAUUCGUGAAUGAAGGUGUAGGGUGCAUGUAAUGAAGGGAGAGUCCUUGAUUUACAAGAACUGGUAUGCUGAUUCAUAAAGAACUUGCCAGGACACACAGCAAUUGAUGGCACUAAGCAAUUCCUUAUCUAAUUAUUGAGGGAGGGAGAUGUAAACCUUCCAGUAAUUUUAAUGAAAGGUUACCUCUUUCCCUUUUUUUUCCCUGGUGUGGCAAACAUAAAAAUUAAAUCAACAAAAUAUUAUUGAUAUAUCUGAAUAUGAAGUUAAAGUUUUUACAUAGACAAAACGUAAGAGCUGGACAACUAAAUGUUGUAUUAUGGAUGUAAAAGCCAUCUCUUCUGAUUGCUGAACAAUGUGUGUUGCCAAAGCAACGGGAAAAAAUUCUUCAAAGUGUCUGAGUUGUUAACAUGAGCUUAAAAUUGUCGAGGAAAGAAUUCAUCAACACACCUGUUUAAUAUGUGAGAUCUGGGGUAUGGAACGUUUUUUUUUUUUUGGGAGAUUUGGAGACCAAGAACAUUGGGACAUUAUUAUUAUUAUUAUUUUAUUAUUUAUAUAGCACCAUCAGAUUCCAUAGCGCUGUACAAUGGGACAUACAGUUAAACGACAUAGGAGUAUCCUAUUUUAAUUCUUAUUUAUGAAAGUGCCAAUUUCUAGGAAAUAUCCAAAAUUUUAUAAUUAAAUUAUGAAACACCAUGAAAGAUUAAUAUUUAUUUAUUUAUAAAAUAUUUCACCAGGAAGGAUACAUUGAGAUUUCUUUCGCUUUCAAGUAUAUCCCAAGAUAUGUCUAUCUAUCUUUCUGUCUGUCUAUCUGUAGGUAAUUUCAAGUAGCCUUGUAAAACUUAAAACUGUAUUUUUGUUUUUGUGUGUGCGCUGUUCCUUAAAUUGUAUUUUUGUCUGUCUGUCUCUGUCUGUGUCUGGUUUUCUUCCUGCCUCUGUCUGUCUUUCUUCUUUAUCUGCUUCUUUGCUCUGUCUUUCCUGUCUCUCUUUGUCUGUGUAUAUCUCUAUGUGUCUCUGUGUUAGAUCUUCUGUCUAUCAUCUGUCUGUGAUCAUCUUUUUGUGAUCAGAGUAACCUGCUGUUGUUUAUAGCUUAUGUAACUCUGUAUACGGAGGUUGCAAUCCCCACACUACUUUGUUUGUGAUUGCUAUUUUAGUAACCGUCCAAAAAUAUAUUCUGGUUGCGACAUAAAAUGCCUUCACGAAUGAAGGAAAGUCCAGAUUUAGAGGGAAGUUGAUUUGCACGUAUAAAAACAAUAAAUGAUCUAACUGCUAAAGACUGUUUCGAAUAGUUGACUAAUUGAAAAAAAAAAUAUUUCCUAUUGGUCAAUACCUUAAUUUAUCAGAAGUUUUGCAUACAAUGGAGAGGAUCUCAGCAAAAAGAAAAAUCUAGGUUUACUCACUAAUAUGUGAAAUGUUGGGAAAUCAAAGGAAUUAAUUUGCUACAUUCGUUGUAGCGUAUUGAAAUCCUGAAGGCACAAUUUAGUCUAAAACAGUCAAUUUGAAACCAUAGUCCCAUUUUACAUUUUUGCUGAAUUUGUUGGCGCUUUAUAAAUAAUAAUAAAAAUAAUUAUUGCUGGUAAAAUGUUCUAUUCCACUACAGACUCUAAGUGAAUUAACCCCUUAGUGAAUAAUCCUGAAUUAAAUCACAGUCCCUAAAUCCUGUUAUUAGAAAAGGCUUUCGGUAAUUUUUAGCGAUCAAACAAUAUGUCUUUAGGGUAUAAAGAAUAGUCAAUACAUUGUUAAACACAGAUCCACACACACCAGUCAAGCCAUGAGACUUGCUUUUCAAACAGAAAUCUUGAAUUUGCAGUGAUAUUACUACUGCAAAGGAUUCUGGGUGAGCAUAUGCAAACCCAUAUAUUGGCAGCUGUGUUAGGCCACUUUGUUGGGCACCCUAUAAUCCUGGCACGCAUGCAGACCACCAAGAUAACGUGGCCCCCUUAUAGCGGGCACUUUACUAUUGGUGCAAACUGCGGUUGUGCAAGUCCUGUUCCCACCUGUCCUGGUCUCAGAGAUGCCAAACGUGACAGAGACAUUCAAUGGGAUGCCUGCAUGCACACAUAUGUUUACGACACUUAUCGGGAAAGAGGAAGGAAACUUUACAUAUGUUAUAGAAUCUCUGAAGAAUGUGUCAACAUUAUCCAAAGAGUUUAGCAAUCUGUGAGGGUACUUGUUAUCUGCUGACCUGAAAGUGCACUCCUCUUAUCUGAUCAAUAUAACCCGUCCCUCCCAAUUUGUUUUAUACAUGGGAUUGAAGUAGUUACACAUUCUGAAAACAUAUUUAAUUAUAUAUAUUAACACAAAGCCUUCAAACCCAUUAGACUUGGCACACACUAACAAGGAUUAAGAUCAAACACGAUUCCUCCUACUAAUCCUGCAGCAGUUGGAAUAAAAGUUGCAUUGAAAAAGGAACUGUUGCUCACUAACUUGUGAGGAAGAUAAAUGUAUAACCUGUUGGAAGAUUGUGCCCCUAUUUGAAACAAACUUUCAAAAAAAAAUUAAAUGCAUAACUAUUAUUAUUGUUGUGUUUAUUUAUAUCAUGGGUAGUCAACCUUUUAAUAUCUACCACCCACUUUUGUAUCAUUGUUGAUGGUAAAAUUUCCUUACCGCCCACCAGUGCCGCAGUAACUAAUUUUACGGCACAAGUCUCUAUAUGUACUGAAAAUAAUCUAUUUUCUUCCUUUUUUUCCUAUUUUCUAUUCUACUUUUUUUCUAUGUGUAUCUGUGAGGUGCUGUGUGUGUGUGUUGGUGUGUGAAGAAUGUAGUGUGUGUGAGAGGUGCAGUGUGUGUCUGAGGGGGACAGUGCAUGUGUGAAGGGUGCAGUGCAAGGUUUACCACCUCUGAUUUAUAUAGUUCCAACAUAUUAAGCAGUGUUAUACAAUAGGCAUCCUGGUCCCUUUGUGUGUCUUUUAUUUCCCAGAUCCCCUUUGUAUGUCAUUCUCCCUCCAGCCCCUCUGUGUGUCUCUUUCUACCAUCAGCUCAUUUGAAAUAAUAAAAUGAUUUGGGGGUUUACUCACUAAACAUUGAAUUUAACGAUUUGAAAAACAAAUUGCAAAUUGUAGGUGAAAAUACCCAAUUUGGAACAAUUAUCUAACUCAGAUAUAGUCACAGCUGAUUCACUACAUUAGCCUGAAUUUUCCGGGGAUAUUCAAUAUACUUUGAGUUUUAGUGAAUUAAAUCUGAAUAGCUAAAUUCAGACUUAAAUAGAUGAUUUCGUAAAAUUCUCCAAACUCAUAUACAGUUGCAGACAGAGUUUGGCUAUUUUAGCCUCAGUGUUACCAUUCAAUUUUAAUUCUCUAAAAUGUAUUUCAGCUUUUAAUAUCCUACAAUUUGCUGUUUAGUGACUAAAAUAUUUUACGGUUCAUUUACUUUGACGGGAAUUGCAGAGAAUUGAAAACCAAAUCGCGAAACGUAUUUAUUAAACCUUAGAUAAAUUUAUCAAAGUUUUUUUUUUUUUGCCAAUUGUCAUUCUUUAUUGAAUAACCCCCUUUCCCCCUCCCACCUCCCCUGGUCGAUGUAGUAUAUCCUAUUAAUAAAAUAACAGGAAAUCAACAAUUAAAACAUGUUUGACUAUAAGGGGAAAACCCUGGCUGCUACACUAUCAAUCAAGCAUAGAAUUUCCUCCUGCUGUCAUUGAGGUCGGGCUUGUACAUCACCGUAUGUGUCACUGUAUUAUAAUUGGUGAGGCAUUUCCAAAUUCUGCAUGAGGUUCUUAAUAAAAAGCAGAUCUCGCCUUCCCUGCUCACAAACAAACACGAGAGAUUGGAAAGAUGCCUCAGAGAGACAGGAGUGGGAGCGACCGUCAUCCUUUGGAAACCACAGCCAUUGGAUACUUACAGAAUGGGAAACACAAGGUAUUGCCCGAAAGACACCGACCUCUUCAGGAUAUAAAAUAUUAUUCUCCGCUUAUGAUGGUUGUAUCUUUGUGAUAGCAUGUUUCUUAUAUUUUCUAGGUUAAUGGAAAGGCAUUAGCUUGGUGUCUUUGCUUAUUCACCAUGUGUACUGCGCUGUGGCAUAUGUUGGCGUUUUGUGAAUCAUAACAAAUUGGCAUUUUUGUGCUUUAUCAGAGUUAUUUACUAAGUGAAUUACAAAUUUAAGGACAUAUUUAAGUAGCUGAACUGAGAUCAUAGCUAACUGAGAUAACUCUUCCACUUUGGCUAUUUUUAACCUUACAUUUUAACUUACAUUUGAAAUUGACUUUGAACUGACCUUGACCUAUUCGAAUGUAGGGGUUUAUACAUGAAAUAUUGUGUGUUGGAAGGACCUGGCGAAGAAACAAAUACUAAUAUAUAUAUUUGUGUUUGUUUUUAUAUAUAAAAGCAUUUUAGAGAAUUUGUUUUAAAAAAACUUUGAACUAAAUUUCAGGAUUAUUUACAAAAGUUUGAAUUGUGUGAAGUGUGUGUGGGGAUUUCUUUCUGUGAAAAGUGUUUUUUUUGUUUUUUUUAAAUUUGGGGCAGGAUAGCCCAGUUAUGAAAUAUAGUCGCUUGGAGACAUUUGCAGUUUUUUCUAUUUUGGUCCAAAAUUUGAAAGUCCUAUGGAUGCCCAACCACUGUUUUAUACAAACCGUUCUUGAGUGGUUAAACAAAUACAGGUUUCUCCUGGUACCUUCAGCCCAUCGCCGCCACUGCGCAGGUAAUGCAUAUAUUACAUUUGCAUUAGCCCAUGCUAAUGAUAGGUUGAUAGCGCCGGGGGUGGGUUAGCAAAUUAAUUUUUUGUUAAACACAAAAAUUGUAUUUCUGUUUUUUUACUAAAUCACUAAUUUUAAGCCAAAGUAGUUGAGUCUGGAAAAAAACCUGUUGCAAUGGAUAAUUUUCUAGCUUUGGCAAUAGUUACCUAAAAUGUCAAUUUAAGUGAAUAAAACGUAUUUCUACUGAAAGGAAGGCAGUGCCGCUUGUAUUAGCCUUGUAUAUAUUUUGUCAUUAUAUUUACCAGAAUGGGUAAUCAACACAGUACUAUUAUCUUACUGAAAAAGGCAACAACUCCUAUCAUGUUUAGCCAGUCAAAUUAAGGGAACGACUACUUCCAACUACUGUUCUAUUCUAAACAAUUGGGAAAAUGCAAAGGGUACAUAAAGUUGUCAUAAAUGCAAAAUAUAUAGAAAACAGUCUUGUUAAAAAGUUAAAGGGACACUAGUGUUUAAACACAAAAAAUAAAAAUCACUGUUUAGUAAAUGUACCCCAGUGAAAAUCUACAUGUAUUUAAUUAUGCAUUAUUUUCAUUGGGGCUAUAAAUCUAAAAACAUCUAGCAAAAGACUGCAGUUCUCUUGUCUGCAGCUUUGCAAGCCCUCCCCUUCAUCACCUGCCCAGACUUUCUGUGGCUGUCCAAUCACAGGCUUCCCAAUGCAGCUCAAUGAGGAUUUUUUGCAAGGCAGGUGCUCUGAGCAAUUUCUGCCUCUUGAGUUUAGCUCCACUGAGCUAACCAAACCAGAAAGUAACAUGAGCAGUUUAUGAUUGACAGCCAGGGGGUGUAAACAGGUUCAUUUGUAAAAGUGACAAUUUCUAUUUACAUUGAUCAAAUGAAAAAGAAAAGAGAGCAAUCUUUUCACAAAUGAAGCACCACAGCAAGCUGAAUUGUUUUAGGGGUCUGGAAUGUGGCCAGAUUAGAGAACUUUUUAUUUAGUGUAUAGUUUUCAUUUCCAAUUGCCAUCUCAUCCCAAAGUGCACAGUUAUCAAUAGCACUAUGUUUCAAGUCUGCAUAAAAACCAAGGUAAAUGACGUUUCAGGAAAAAUGUAUGUUGCGCCUUAGUAUAAAAUUGUGUCAAAUUCACAAACCUUAACCUUUUCUGCUGAGACGCCCAGCUAUGAAUCCACUACUUUCCUGUCAUCCAUGCCUUUCCACUCAUUGAAUCUGAAUCAGAAUUCUUAAUCUUGUAUCUGAGGGUAUAAAUUGUCAGUAAUUUUGUGUUUUGUUUUGUUUUGUUCCUGUAAUUAAUGUUUUAUUGAGAUUUAAAUGCAGUACAAGCAAUGUUGAGUCAUGUUGUGCUUUUUUUCUUGCAGUAUAACAUGUUCUCGGUACUCUGGUCUGACCGUAAUGAAAUCCUUAUCUAUCGCACAUUUGAAGAUUUCAAGAAACUCAGUGUAAGUUUGGCAAAACCGAUGCUCUCCCAAAUCUGGGCUACCGAAAAGAUAUUAAACAAAUAUAAAACUUUGUAAAGGGUUUCACAUUAGACCAUUAUUGUAGAAUUGUAAAAAAAAAAAAAAAAACGGGCAGGAAAAUACUGGAAGGCAAAAUAGUUAACGUUAAUGAAUUUCUCCAAUUUUACUACUUUCUCACAUUCGCUAUUUUGGCCAAGAAUCUACAAUGCUCUGGGUGUUUCCUGACAAUUUUCUGAUUCAGUUAAUAAACCCAUUACAAUUAAUAUCAACCCUGAAUCAAAACCAUCAGAUUUAUGUGCUAAAUAUUAAAACCAUGAAGUAUUCUUUGAAAACAAACAUCAAGAUUUUUUUUCUUUUUGCACUACAAAUAAAGGUUUUUCUAUGGAUUGGGUUCUUCUCGGUUUUAAUUUGGACUAAAAGAAUUAGAAUCAGCUAUAUAUAAAUUUUAGCAAUUUAGUUUUCAAUUCACUAUUACUACUGCCUCUUUAAAUGCUCACUUGUUAUGCGUGUGUUUGUGUCAUUUUGAAAUGUAUUUCUAAAAAGAGAUGAAUAAAUUCUACCUCCGCCCUUUCAAGUAGCAGCUAGUACAUUUCGACACUCGUAAUUGAAGAAAAAGCAAUGCAGACAAUUAACUGAAUUCAAACAACAACAUAUAUCAAAGUUGCUGAAAACUAAAUUAAAUAUUUAACGCCCUUUAAUAGUUUCCUCAAAUGCAGUGAUGGGCUGCAGAGAAACAGAUUUCUUUGCAUCCUCCCCUCCCAUGUGUGCAGGAGCCUACAUGCCUCAAUCUGGCUAGGGAGGUUACUAAGGGUUUCUCCAACCAUGACUACUUUAGUAAUUUGAAGUGGUAAUGGUGGUAGGAGUAAGUAUGUGCAGUGUUCAGCUUGAAACACGGCACAUACUAAAUUAUCUGCCCUUGUGUGCCGCAGGCUAGUUGCACCCCCGGAGCAUAUGACUUAGGAUGCCCAGAACGCUGUUCCAGACUGCCUAAUGUAAAUUCUGUGCAUAAUUUGCGUCUGCUGUCAGCGAGCACAGUGCACUGGCGACAGAAGUGAUGGCUUUAACCCCUUAAGAACGUCUGGAAUAAAAGGGAAUCAUGACAUGUCCACACAUGUCAUGUGUCCUUAAGGGGUUAAGGUAACUAAAAUUUAUUUCAAAACGAUUUUCAGCUAUAAUUUUUUUUUUUGUGCAGGAGUGGGUGGGAUCAUAUAGAAUAAAGCCCCAAAAGUAUUAUUUGCAGAUGGGGAAAAAAAGGUUGGAGAGGACCUUUAAGGCACGUUUCUGGGUUUUAAUAGCAAAAACGUUGUUUACGCCAAGCAUUUGUCCCUAAUUAUUUGUGCUUGUAUAAAGUCACAAACUUUACAAUAGGAUGGCAUUUGCAGUAUUUGCAUUUUCCGAAUAUAGAUUAGUCCUCACAUACCUGUACACAGGGUUUCAACCAUUUACAUUUUAAGAUGCAGUUUGUCUUAAAAUACCGUUUUUUUGUCAUUUAUUUUUAUUUCAUAUGCCAAGAAAAUACAUAUUGUGCUUCGUUAAAAAAAUGCACAAUUAGCUAUGACAAGUAUCCUUCUACUGUAUGUCAUUAAACUGUACUAUAUUAUAUUGCCUGAUGGUACAUUUAAUCUACGCAUAGAGACGCCUCUCACUCUACUUAAUUUAACUUCUCGGCAACAUGCACGCAUUCUCUUUUAGAACACACAAGAUUACCAGCACUAGGCUUACUCAGCUUGCUUUAGCCCAUACUGUUUGAAUGUUUAUAAUUUUAUCUCAUUUGUAUAGACCUUCUUAAAAGAUAGCUAACUGCCAUAUGUUCACUUAACCUAGACGUACCUGACUAGCAUAUUAUAAUCUCUACAUACAUCUUAAAUUCCGUCAUGGAGAUUCAUCAGUUAAGUUAAGCUUGUUUAUAUAUAACAAAAAAUGUGCAGCUACUCAUGCCCCUGUAUAACCUGUAUAUCACUAUGUACGCUGUUGUGGCGUUUGUUGAUGAUCUGUAUCCACCUGCACACAAAAAAACAACAAAAAUAAAACCUGUGUACAAUAGAGUGGUUAAAGAAGCAUUAAAUGAUAAUGUGACAAAAAUAUACAAAUAUUUAAACUAUAUCAAUAUUUAACAUGGUCAAUACUGCACCUAAUAGUAUGACACUAACGCUUUGGUUUCAUUCUCUCUUUUAGCGGGAACUAAGAAAAAAAUUUCCACUUGAGUCAGGACUCUUCCGCAAGUCAGAUAAUUUCAUUCCCAAACUGAAAGGUAAUUUAUUUUCGUCUUUGUAAGUUAAAAAGGUAUUACAUCACACUUGAUUUCCCCAGCUGCUUAUGCACUUCACGGGGAAUAGUAGGGUAUUUAAUAUAUUGAUCCACCUACUUUGCUUCAGAAAUAAUUUUUAGUAAAUAACACUGAUAAUCCAAAAGGCGAACGUGUGGAUGAAAUAGCCAGGCCGUAACCUAAACUGAGUGGCAUGGAUUUUUUCAGAUUUUUGCGGGUUAAAUAGCCCUGUGUGUCUCAAAGACUGCCAGAGUUUUUCACUAAACAGUAAGUUUUGGGGAAUUGACCAAGGAAUUUAUAAUUUUAGGACAAAAUUGCAGAGUCAAGACAAGUUCCCAAUUCAACCAUAAAAUGUCAGUCAAUGACCAGUUACCUUCAAUUUACGGCUAAGUGAAACACAAUAGAGCUUAGUGGGCUGUAAUGGUAGAAAUGUCUCCAGGCCAUCCAGUGAUUCACAGCCACAAUUAGAGUAAAACCGGUUCUUAAAUGAAUAUAAUUCUUGUUUAUGAGGUUUCUCACAUAGCUUCACACCUAUUGGUCAUCACGUAUUAAAUCUAUUUGUAUUCAUUUCUAUCCACAGAUGUUCCAAUAUUCAGAAGGAAUAGGAAUUCAAGUCGUUUCAUUGAAAGGCUCAGACUGCUGGAGAAAUAUUCUCAGGAGCUUCUCAAAUCUGAUCAAAAGAUCUCCCAGUGCGAAAAUGUUGUGAAAUUCUUCACUCCCAAGAGCCAUGAUCUUAAUCCAACUUUUCACGAAAAUAGGUCAGUUGGUAGUUUGACAUUUUAUUCCUAGUGCUAAUUAUCACUCAAAAUCCAAAAAUAAUGGUAACCAUGUUCAGAUUCUAGGAAAGGUAGUUGUCCAGAGUAGGACAAAAAAAACCUUCAGAGACCACCAUCAGUUGCAUCAAACCAAGAUUUAGGAAAUACUCAUUUCUGUCCAAUUGGGGAUUCUGGUAAAACCUGGACCAUUUCUGGUACUUGGUGAUGCAUUUUAGAACCAUUUUCUUGUAAAAUAAUACCUUAGUUUUGUAAAAAUUAACAAAAAACACCUACAGAGUGAACUGCUGUUUACUUCAAUGAUAACUUUACAUUUUAAAUGGACAUGCAUCUCUCAACAUUUUCUUUAACCCCUUAAGGACACAUGACGUGUGACAUGUCAUGAUUCCCUUUUAUUCCAGAAGUUUGGUCCUUAAGGGGUUAAACCAGUAGGCACUUUUAAGCAAAUAUACAAACCAAAAAUAUGCUUUGAAAAGUAUGUAAUAAACAUGUAUAAAUUUACUAUAAACUUGGUCAUAUUGCAUUGUUGGACAUUGAUGCCUCUCAGCAAGUGGUGUUCCUACACCCCUUCCCAUCUAACUCACCCCAUAAUCCAGUCCAGACCAGUCUACUAAUGACAUAAACAGGACAUAAUUGUGUAGCAGCAAAAGCUCCUCAUUCUCCCCAAAAUGACUAACAUAGCCUUGAGAAAGAAACUUGACCCAGGAGCCUGCUCUGCAUGAUCACAUUGAUCAGACUUCCUCUCUUCUACCCCUAUCAGGAUGUUGCAAGGUGAAGAGAUCUGUCAUGAAGACCUAACACACUCUUCCAGCAUUCCUAGGGAUAGGACACCGAUUGGUUAGAUCAGUGCCUCUCCUGGAGAGGGUGCACUGAUCUAAAAAAUGAACAUAUUUACCUGAUUUUCUCAGCUUGCAUUGUGAUACAACUGUCUCAAAGUGAGGCAAUUGUCCCUUAAAAGGAUAUGAUUUUUAUUUUGGCAUAACUGAUGUAAAGUUUCUAAAAUAUUUUACUAGUCCUCAUAUGUCCUAAUAUAAUAUUAAUGGCAAUUGCCCCAUUAGUAACUGUGUCGUAAAAGAACUGUAGUCAUACUUUAAAAUAUUUUGUAGGUCACACAGCUAUGUUUAAAGAGAGAGAGAGAGAGAUGAUAGGCAGAUAGAUAAAUGGUUCCUAACCUAGUCCUCAAGACAUUUCAUUUAGUUAGACAUUUCUCAGAUCUGUUCCAGUACAGGUACUGACAAAAACAUGGAUUGUUGGUGUGCCUUGAUUACUUCACUUAAAGCCAGUGAGACAGACAAACAAUUAAUUAAUUAGAUCUAGAACUAUUAUAUUAUAUAACUUAAGCAGACAUGUGUCUUAUGUGCUAAUUUUUCUAAAUAUUGCUUUGCAGCUUGGUGAUCAUGCCCUCAGAGACAAGGAUACCAAAAAAAGAGAUCCCAAGACUACCUGCGGAGCCCCCAUGCCCUGGGCCUAUUAUAUCUCAACAAUACGUGUGUAUAGAAGACUACGAGACUAAAGACACAAAGAACAGAGCCUUCAAAGUGAAACGCAAUGAGCUUCUGGGAGUUCUAGUGAAGGAAAGCUCAGGUACUGGUUCACAAUUACUACCAGGGUAUUAGUAAUCCAGGAUUAGAACAUUUUUUGUUAUUCAUAGACAUCAACGUCAACAUGAACCAGUUGUUGACAUUUCUCACUUUCCUUUUCAGGGUGGUGGUUGGUAGAAAAUGAGGAGAAACGGGUGGCUUGGUUUCCUGCUCCGUAUCUCAAAGAUCCUGAAAACAAUGAGACCGCAAACUCAACAACGGAUUCUGACUAUGACGGUAAGUUUAGAUUAUUCAUGAACGCUGAUAAUUGUAAGGUAGUGUUUCAGAAAAUCAGAUUAGUCAUCAAUAAAUCAGGUUUUAUGUUUAAUUUCAUGUAAUGCACAUUGCCAUGCUUCAUUAUUUAUUUAUCCCUAUAAUAAAUGUUAUUCUUGGAGAAUUCAAUCCAAUAUGGCAAUGGUUCCCAACGCAGCCUUCAUGACAUGCCAGUGGUCCAGGUUUUGUCAUUUUCCCCUUUGGAACAUAAUUUUUAAAUGCAUAAAUUCUGGACUGCUGGUGUAUCAUGAGGACCAGGGUUGGAACCCACAACGAUAUUGUAUGUAGGUGCAAGGUGACUUUCUACACAUACCAUUUUUAGCAGGGCUUUUUACGUCCAUUCUUCCAGCUGUUUUUAACUCAAUACAGUGAGAUAAUGACUUGUUAGAGUUUUUGACCAGACUGAGAAAGUUUAGAUACUUGCCUACAAUCAGUUCAGAAAGAAACAAAGAAUACAGUUAAAUUAAAUCUUUUUAGUAGUUUUCAGAUUGGGAUCGUUUUCUUGUGAGUAUAUGGACAUACUUCAUCUCAUCAUAAUACAUUUAUUUAUAGGUGUAUCCUUUUUAUCUUUUUUUUCAGGAAUCCUUUAUUAUGCAGCAAAAGGUUAUGAAUCCAUGAGCUCUGAUGAGUUGUCCAUCGUUAUUGGGGUUCUAGUAGAAGUCAUUGAGAAGACAAAUAAUGGAUGGUGGUUGGUCAGGUAAGGAGAGGUGCAAGCUAAACUCUAGAAUAUAAUUUCCAGCAUGUAUCAAUGGUAUAAAAAGUUUCCAUUUACAAACAUUAAACUGGAUCUCUUUCCAAUAAAAAAAAUACUCAAAUCAGCUAACAGAACAUAAACACUGUCUGCAUAUUGUAGGUAGCAAGGGUUUUGUUUUAAUGUAUGCCUGUAAGUCUUUUUUUGAUAUUAGACAGGGGGCUGCCAAUAGUUUGUUUUUAAUUUCUGGUCAGUGGCCAUGAUUUAAGUUCAAGUCAGAUUCUAUUUGGUUGAAGCUAUCAAGAAGCCAGUCAGAAUGCAAUUUUUAUUUCAAAAUGUGUUCUAGUUGUUGAGAACUCUGCAUAAGUACAUUAAAACCGUUUAAAACACAGGAAUAAUAAUGGUUACAUUUUCUUUGUUGCAUAAGAACCAGGCACACCUUUAUAAGCCUUGGAGCCCAUAUCUAAUUAAACUUAACAUCUCGCCCAUCCCUUUGCCUGGCAACUCCUAAACAGACACCUCUCCACAUGUUCACCUCCUUUUACUUUCCGGUCCAUCUCGGCCAUUGCCCAUUUCAACCCUUGGUUCUGUAUAACCUGUGUAUGUUCUAUCUAUAAAUAUAUAUAUAUAUAUAUGAUGUGAUUUGUGUGGUCCAUGUAAAAUCUCCCAUUGUUCUGUACCCAUGCAACCAUAUUUGUCCUCUUGGUCAUAGAUUCCCUGUCAGCGUUCAAAUAACCGGCUUGAGGCUUUUAGCAUCUUUGGAGUGAAAUAAUGCUUGAUGUUUUCGAUCAAACCGAACCCAACUUAAUCUGUUUGAUUUUGUCCCCAGGUAUAAUGGAAAAGCUGGAUAUGUCCCAUCAAUGUACCUGAAACCAUACAGUAACUACCAACAACUUCAAACUAUGAUCAAUCACGGCAAAUUAACUUCGACUCCAAACUUAUUUAAAGCAAGUAGUUCCUUAGACUUGAACACAUCAGAUGAGAACUGGAGAUCUGAAGAACCUGGAGUGAAGCCCAGCAAAAAUAAUGCCAUGAAAUUAGACAAAAGGAAAUCUAGAUCUCUGAGUGGCCUCUCUUCAAACAUGCAACGUGAAUUAGCCAAUUCUCCUUCAAUGUAUGGAAAGAUUUCAACAACCACUAGCACAGACUGGAAACCAAAACCUAAUCAAGGAAAGGGCAUCCAGGUUGAGGAACAAGAGACAAUGCCAGAGAUUGUGUAUGGAAACUAUAUUAUCACCACACCGAAGAAGGCUGUAACAGAGGACCUUACCAGCAGAAUGCCUGAUGUUCCUUCUACUGAUCCUUGUCCAAAACCUCCUCGGGUUCCAAAACGGCCUAAGCCACAUGAAAUUCUACACAAAUGCACCACUGUAACUAAGAAUGCUCUGCGGGAGUCAGCUUAA
Messenger RNA from Pelobates cultripes (western spadefoot toad), 46271 nucleotides. NCBI's taxonomy places the organism in Eukaryota, Metazoa, Chordata, Amphibia, Anura, Pelobatidae. The record is from the annotation of a GenBank genome assembly.